This is a messenger RNA of Pelobates cultripes (western spadefoot toad), 48159 nucleotides long. The record is from the annotation of a GenBank genome assembly. NCBI's taxonomy places the organism in Eukaryota, Metazoa, Chordata, Amphibia, Anura, Pelobatidae.
GUCAGGCUGUAAGUGAGCUGUCUGUAUACUCUGCUCCACCCCCAUUCCCAUCAUGUUGCAAGCAUUCACCCUGUGCUGCACUCUGUAGUCCUCUCCCCGUCUCCUCUUCCUUGCAUUUUACUUGCACGCCCCGUUAUGUGUGUCUCUCCCCCUGGUGAAUGCUGAUUGCCUGUGCUGACGCUCAAGAGAUGAAACCUGCAUCAUAGAAAACAGACUCAUUUUCAGUACUUGCCACAGCUUACUACAAAUGCUGCUCUUGCAGCAGGAGGAAGAGGGGAGGAUUUUUACAUCGAUUGAUUCCAGACCCCAUAUCUCAUCCUGUACUUCCCCACCUCUACCAGUAGAUAUUUGCUCGCAGCUAAAGGAGAAUUGGGUUUGUUUAGCUUUAGAAUAUCUCGUGUACAGAGGACAUACAUGGUACCUGGAGAGAAAUUCUCAAAUAGAGAGCUGAAGUUACCCCCAAAUGUCUACCUGCUUUGCUGAUCCCUUUAAAAAUGAGAUGCAAAUCAUUCUAAAACUAACAUAAACAAACAUUCCAAUUCACAUCAGUCAUCUGUGCUAAAUGAUUCCACAUGAGGGAUGAGCCUUGCCCCAUUCUUCUUGGCUACGGUAAGUACUUGGAUAUUAUGCUAAUUUAGCACAUUCCCUUUCUGUGCUACUAGGUGAGCGCUGAGCACAAACUGCACAACAUGAGCCUCGUUAUAAAGUGGAGUAAUUACUUUACAGUUAUUUGGAAGUUCAGAAAUAUUUAUUUCCUGCUUUUCUGUUUAUUAAAAAAAAAAAAAUUAAAAAAAUAUUCAGCAUAGACUCCCCCUACUGGCUAUUUAGAAUUGUAUUUUUUUUUUUUUAGAUGUCCUUUUCAUUUACUGUAUCUCACUUUGUCAUUUAAUUAUUUCAUUUUUACUGCUAGAUCAUUUUGGUAUAAUAUGAAUAAAUACUAUUAAUAAUGUUAUCGUACAUAUAAAGUCACCUGCUAAUAGUAAGUAGGGUGUGCAUGGCUAACCGGUAUAUUUGUCCAAAAUCGUAUAUGCAAACACAUGUUUAAAAUUGCACAAGGUUUAAGAUGCAUGUCCCUUUAACUUGUUAUACAUUAUUAGGUGAAAUGGAUCAUUGCAGAUGAUUACAGUUUUGCAGAUUAAAAAAAGUGAUGACAAUGGUUCAUGGAAAAACAACAUUUAUGCUAUGUCUGCUUAUAUAUAUAUAUCUGCACAAACAGCCCAGUACUAUGAGUACAUAGUUAGUGCCUUAAAUAGUAAAUUUGCAAUAUAUGUAAAAUUCUAAAGCUGUUUACACUCAAUAUUCCAAUGUAACUUUUUGUUAUGACUUUGUAAAACACUGUCAGAGUAUGAAUACAUAUAUUCUUAAAGUAACAAUGUAUUUGUAACGUUAAAAAAAAGAUUGUAACUAUUUGAAAAUGUUUGUUCAGAAUUGUUAGUGCAGUUCCUAAUAAAUUAUUAUUAUUAUUAUUUAUUUUGUAUAAAUCGUAUCAAAUAUUUGAAUCUCAUUGGUUAUGCUACACCAUUUAUAAUUUGGAUAAAAAUUACAGAUUAUCUCUGUGAAUAUAUAUAACUUGUGUGUGUAUAUAAAUAGCUACAGAAUUUGCUGGCGCUAUAUAAAUAAUAAGAUAAUAAUAAUAAUAAUAAUAAUAAUAACAACAUUGUGGCAUGCAAUGGCUGCAUUUAAUGCAGUGCUCUGCUUUGAAGAUAAUGUUAUUCCUGGAAAAUGAUGUAGAGUGAGUUGGCAUAGAAUGAGUUAACAUACAUUUGCUGUGUUUGAAUGGAAUGGUUAAAAUAUUCUAGUUUGCUUCAGCUCUGAAAAAACCCUGCAAUUGUUCCUUUCUGUUUUGAACAUCACCUCUAUAAGUGCAAAAUAGGCUGCAAAAUAAACAGAAUUGUCUGAUUUAGUUCAACAAGCAUGAAACAUCCGGUGUCUGACUUUUACAAGCAGCAUUACAAUUUACAGAAAAUUGUAAGAGUAAAAAAAUGUAACAAAAAAAUCUUUUUUUGAUGAUUGCUAUAAGAAUGACACAGAAUUAACAUACAUUGAGACGCAAUUAAGAUUAAUGCAAUAAUGACAUCUGAUAUGAAGAAUAAACUGCGCUACUUUGCAUUCUGUUCAUGCGCAUUGUAUCUCCUGUACCAAAACUGCUUUUUAACAAAAAUAAAUCCUCUGGGAAAAAAUUACUUCUGUGAAAUUGGAGAAAUCAUUUGAAACAAGAUAUUGUGAAUUUCUGUUAUGCCACAGAAAGUCAUCCUCCUCAGCAUCUAUGAUGUGCCACACAAUUUGUUCAGAUGAGCACUUUUUAUAUACAUAAAAAAUUACGAACCAUAAAAUUAGAAAUGUAACUUUAAAAAUACUUUAAAAGAAUGUUGGAGUAAUUAAAUUGGAUAACAAUUACACUGAUGUGCUUCUUUUAACUUUAGUAUUGCAGGGGGAUCGUAAUUCUAUGUUCCACACUUUUCGUAAUAGUUAUGGUCAUAAGAAUGACCAGAAAUACUACAGAAUGUCUGUAGGCAGCAUUUACUAUGGCCUGGACUGAUGUCCAGUGACUUAUAUAUUUUAUUCUUCAACAAAGAUUAACAGGGUUUAUUAUAAAACAAUUGUAUAGGAUGGACAAAAUCUGGUGAAAAUUGAUGAAUUUGUCUGUUCAAAUCCAUCUCUGCUAACAUGUGUUACCUAUCGGCCCCCUGGUUCCCUUCGUCUGUUCCUUGAUCAUUUCUCUGCUUAGCUUCCCUACUUCCUUUCAAGUAAUAUCCCUUCCCUAAUUCUCAGGUAUUUCAACAUUCCCAUUAACCCACCCUUGACCUCAGCUUCCAAACUCCUUUCUAUUACCUCCUCUCUUGGCCUAUUACAGUGGGCUAAUGAUUCCCACACAUGUAGCUGGCAAUACCCUCAAUCUUAUUUUUUCUAAUGCAUGCACUAUCUCUAAGUUUCACAACACUCCAUUUCCUCUCUCAGAUCACCACCUCUUAUUUGUUCUUGAGAGCCCCCUCCCCCAACAUCCGCAGCCUAACCCCCCUCAACUCAGAAGGAACCUGAAUUCUAUUGACUUCCAGCAACUCUCAGCCAAUGUCCAUUACAAACUCUCAUCCAUCCCUACCAUCUCAUGUCCCUCUCUGGCUAUCUCUUCAUAUAAUGCUACCCUCACCACUGCCCUGAAAUCUGCAGCCGCGCUCCAAACAUGCACCUCAAGGAAGACUCACCUCAAAUCAUGGCACAGUAAGUCGACUCGCUACCUGCAGAGAUGCUCUUAUUCAACUGAAUGAUGCUGAAGGAAGUCCUGCACAUUGUCAGACUUCCUCCAUUAUAUAUUCAUAUGUGUUCGUUCAUACAACACAGCCCUUACCCUUGCUAAACAAUCCUACUUUUUCUCUCUCGCUAGUUCAUACUCACGCAAUCCCAGGCAUCUCUUUAAUACCUUCAAAUAUCUUCUUCGCCCACCUCAAGCCACUCCACAAACAAACCUUUCAGCUGAUAGCCUUGCAUGCUACUUUACUGACAAGAUUGAACAGCUAAGGAAAGAAUUCUCUAUCCUUUUGCUCUUCUUUCUCACAACCACACCUAGACCCUACCUCCCCUACCCUUCAGGCCUCCCCAGCUACAGAACAGAAGGUUGCUGCGCUUCUCCUCCCCUCUCGUCCCACCACCUGCCUGCUAGAUCACGUACCUUCCUACCUCAUCAGAUCUCUCUCCCCUUGUCUUGUACCAUCCUUAACACACAUCCUCAAUUGCUCUCUUUUAUCUGGUGUUGUUCUUGCUCCCCUUAAGCAUGCAACUCGGGUAGCCAUUUUAAAAAAUCCAUCCCUAGACCCAUCUUCCCAUUCCAACUGUCGGCCCAUAUCACUGAUUCCUUUUUCCUCAAAUAUUCUUAAAAAAAAAAAAAUCUCUCUAAAACUGAGCUUCUUAUUUUUCCUCCUCGUUCACUUUCCCUGCAAGUUGAUGGUACUUACAUCAGUCCGUCCUUGUAAGCUCGUUGCCUUGGUGAUAUCUUUGAUCCUGGCCUCACCUUUGCACCUCUUAUCCAGUAUUUUUUAAGGUGUCAAUUCUACCUUAAAAACAUUGCCUGCAUCCACCCCUUUCUUACGCAAGAUGCUGCCAGGAGCUUGUUCAUGCUCUGGUAAUCUCUUGCAUUACUGUAGUUCUCUCAUAGUUGGUGGCAAACUCCCCUUUUGUACUAUGGACCCUGUAGAAAAUAAUGUAAAAGUCUCUGUUCGUGCAAUUGGGAUUAUAGGGAACAGAGACCACCCUGGAGUUUGUUAACACCUAUUAACAACUUGGAAUGUUUCUCACUGUAGUGUUCUAAUUGUUCAUUUGGGUGACCGCACUUCCUAUAAGCAACCACGAGGUGACGGCCAUCUUGUUCGCAUGAACGCAGGCAGUGGUGUUUGGGCAUGAAUUUCCUGGAACUAAAAUCGGCUACGGAAACUCCCGAACACCGCUGGACUUCCAUUCUCGCCUGUGUUCGGUUUUAUACAAGUUAGAAGAGCACUGUUCAGUGGAAUCAUUUGUCUGGAAGAAGAGAACAAGCUCCAGGGUAAGACUAUUGCCUCUGUUCGUUAGUUUGUUCGUUUUCAAACUACCAAACUAGACCAACUGCAAGCCCUGAUUCUCUGGAACUGUUUUGGGCAUGGGGCCAUGCUUGCGGUCGGUCAAAUAAAUGACUUCCAUGGAAUUUCUAAACCCAUGAACUGAUCUGAGUGAUUUUUGGAUAUGUUGGUCACCCAGAUUCAUGGGGUUUUAUGUGUUUUUUAAGGUACUUUUUUGAGGUUUCAUAAAAUUAUGUUUUUCUGUGCUUGGAGAUAAUUGGGUUAGAUUAGUUCAGUUCCUGAUUCAAUUAUCUCCCAAGCACAGAGGAGGGAUUCUAUUGUUUGUGUAUGGGCGUGUCUCACUGUAAGUCUCUGUUUUUAUUGGUUUAUUCACUUUGUGUCCCUGUGCCCAACAAAGUCCACGUGGCGGUCACCCUUGUUGGGAAACCUGCUUAAAAGGCCAGUGUGCCUCCAUUAAAAUUCUAUUCCAACCUACACUCCAAAACUGUGUUAUCCUGUUAUUGGAGGGAAAGAAGAUUUACUCCUGUGUCUGCUGUUCCAGCUUGCAGGGAAUUCAAUGGGGAAAGUCCUUGUAAGGAUUAGAGUUAAUUCCCCACUCGGCUCCAGAAAGGAGCGGUUCCAGGGCCCCAGUCAAGCCACGGCGACUGUGGGCAGAAGUGCUGGUGUUUGUCCCCUGUUCCAGCAAGGAAGCGGUCCUUGGCGGAGGUACCCAGCCGGUGUUACAGGGAGCUCCCUAGUAGCCAAACAGCCCCGCUAAAAUCUGUAAUGAAUGGUGCCACCAGGCUGAUCUUUCUCAUCUGUCGUUCCUCCCAUACCUUGCCCCUCUGUUGAUCCUUACGCUGACUUCCUGUAUCCUGUAGGUAUCAAUUCAAAAUACUAACGCUUACCUAUAAAGCUUUAAACAACUCUAGCCCCUGUUACACUUCUUCACUGAUUCGCAGAUCUGCCCUUCCCAGUAUACCCGCUUUGCUGGUGACCUUUUCCUGUCCCUUACUGGUAACUUGCGCUUGCAGGACUUUUUGGGGACAGCUCCCUUUCCUUUGGAACAGCCUGCCUACUGCCAUCACUCUCUCCCCCAGUCUUCAAUUAUUUAAGAAGUCCCUCAAAACACAUCUGUUCAGAAAUGCUUAUGGACUCCCAGAGUAAACUUAUCAUACUCCACUCUCACCUCCAGCUCUGCUACUUUUCCACCUUUUGGUGGCUGUCACCCUUGCUGCCCUGUUGUGUUUUUGUGCCCCACCUCCUCAACACCGUAAGCUCAUUUGAGCAUGGCCCUUAUCUACCUAUUGUACCUAUUGUUCUUGCGUCAUUUUGUAAUUAUUACAAAAUGUAAUUAUUGUAAUUUACCCCCCUUUCACAGUAAAGCACUGCAGAAUUAGUUGAUACUCUAUAAAUACCAAUAAUAGUUCCAAGCAGAAUCACAAUUCUUAUGUGCCAGCCAGUGGCUGCUCAAUUUAACUAAAAACUAGCAACUGGUCAGCCAUUUCUGAUCUUCCAAUUAAUUAAACUUUCAAUGCCGCUAUAUCAGUGGUCAUAUAAGAUAUCACAAAAUGAUAUAGAGACUACAUUGUCCUGUGGGCAUUGUCAAAGUUGAUAAAAGUUGACAAAUAGCACAGCUUCCACAAUCAACUUUUUUAAUUUCCCAGCAGCCAUCACUAGAGGCAAUAAUCUCAUGUUCAAAAGACCUCUUUUUUUUUUUUUUUACAACAAUGAUGAACUAGCAGAUAAAUCCCCAGGAGCGGAAGUAAGUCCACUUAAGUAACAUGUCAGUGCUUGCACGAGAAAGCUUCAGCCUUCUUUAGGGUCUGCCCUGGGUGCUGUACAUUGAGUGGGAAUUUCACCUUUUGGGAAUCUUUCAAAGUAAAAUAUGCUACAGAGGCCCCUUUCAAAGAUAAAUUAUCAUGAUUGGGAUUAAGAUUGGAAAAUAAUACUAUAGCUCCAACAAUUUGGAGGGAAGAAUCAGUUUUUGUAUUUUUCAUACACAAACAGCAUUUUUACUGACGAGAUAAUUUAAUUGUAAUAUGUUUUAAUGUUUUGAAACACUUAUGUUUGUGUUCAGUGAAGUCUCCCAAGUGUAACAGUACCCGCUAUGUACAGGUUUUUUUGGUGUUUUGGAAAGUUAGAGAGUCAAAUAUAAGAUUUGCAUUUCAUUUUUUUCACAUUAAAAAGUUCCCUGUUUGGUAAUGUUGCCUUUGAGACCGUAUGGUAGCCCAGGAAAGAGAAUUACCCCCAUGAUUGCAUACCAUUUGCAAAAGUAGAAAACUUAAGGUAUUGCAAAUGAGUUAUGUCCAGUCAUUUUUUGUAGCCAUCAUGGGGGUAAUUCUCAUUCAUGGGCUACCACACUGUCUCAAAAAUAACAUUACUAAUCUGGCUAAUUUUAAUGUGAAAAAAAUAAAAAAUGGAAUGUGCUAUAUUUGACCCUGUAACUUUCCAAAACACUGUAAAAUCUGUUAAUGGGUACUGUUUUACUUGUGAGACAUUGCUGAAUACAAAUAUGUGCAUUUUAUUGAGGGGAAAAGCAAACAGUAUCAUGACAUUUACAGCUAAAAUGUCAGGCAGAACUACAAUUGUAUUUUUUAUCUUAACUUCUCACUGUUUUAUUUUAUUCAUAAUAAGUUAUGUUUCAUAAAUGAAUAGUUCAUGAGACGUUAAAACCCUGUUUCUCCUGAACAAAAUGAUAUUUAAUAAGUGUGGGUGCACUUAAUAUGAAAGAGGUGAACUACGGGUGAACAGACAUAUAGCGCAAAUUCCAGGUUUUGUUUACAUUUUGUUUUGAUCAGAACGUGUACUAUUGACUCUGUCCUGAAGGGGUUAAAUACCAAUUUGAAUCCUCUUGGAUAAAUAUCCAUUCCAUCCACACUAAAAGGGGUUCCUUGCCACUCCAUAUUUGGCAAGCAGGUGCAUAAACUCUGAGCCAGUACUAUAUAGGCUCCAGAACCAGGUGAGCAACAUAUUAUGAAUAACCAGUUGUGAACCUUUAACAACACCCUGCACUAUUAUUCUGCAUUUUAUGUCUCCUGUCAUGUACAUAUCUUAUUGGAGUCUGUAAAGGAGUACAAGCAAGAAGGUUCCUGUUGCUACCUUAAACACAGAAAGCCGGUACGUUCAUAGUCACAAUGUUGAAAAGGUUCUAGAAUUGUGAGCAUUCCCUUUUAAAUAUUUGGUCUUAUUUAUACCAAUUGUAAAUUAUAUUGUACCAUUGUAUAUUUCUGGAAAAGAAUAUCCCCACAAACUGUAAAUAAAAUUCAUUUGUAAGAAUGUGUAUGUGUAUGAGUAUAUGCAAGUACACUAUGUGUGUAUGUCAGUGCACGUAUCUCAGUGUAAGUGUUUAUCUGUUGGAGAGUAGGUGUUUUCCUGGCACCAUAAACCUACAGCAGGCUGUAGUGGUUAUAUUGCUUGAAAUGUUUCUUUAAUCACUGGCUGCAUAUUACCAAAUGUUUGGUAAAUCUGCUUCUUCAAAUGGGUGGGUAAUUACAACCUCCUCAAGAAUAUAGUAGACAAAGUCUACAUACUACCAGAAUAAUCCUCUAGCCCUCUUGAGUCUAUCCCAGUGUGUAUGUGUCAUACUUUAUAUAUUUAUUGUCAGGUGUUACAUUCUUAUGGGGUGGUGCCUUUAGGAGUGUAUGUAAGGGUUGUAGAUAUUAGCUUGGCAGCUGCUUCUAAGUGCUGCUACAAAGUGUGUUUGGAGAUAAACUGGAGAGUUUUACUGAUUCUUCAACUGUCUAAGAUUUUUCUAAUACAAAGAAACAAGUCCUGCACUCAAACUCCCAUUACUCCUGGGCGGCAGCAAUGACCAUAGUACACAUCAGCCAAAAUACAUAUAGUAAAAACCAAUGAAAAAAGUUACCUGCGCUCUUUCCACAUCCCUAUGUAUUUUUAAACAAAUCGUUUAGUUACCUCCAAUGGCCAUGAGAGGGUAUGCCCACCUGCCACGUGUAUAGAUUAAGCCUGUACCAAUAAAGCAUUGUCAGUGUUGUACUCCUAGAGCUGUGUCUUGUCCAGUUACUGGGGGAAAGUGAUGCCUGCUUGUUGUAAGGGUUGCAGAGUGGCUGAAGGAAGGGAUUAGCGGAGAUAACUGGUUGGGUUACCCGGGGUCCGCUACACAAACUCAGACUGGGACUGUUGCAAAUCCACUGCCUCAGAGAUGUCCUAGAUGAAUCGCAGAUGGAUUACUGUAGGAUCUGGUAGACUUAGAGAUGUAGACAACAGACAUACUGCACAGUCUGUGUCUUUACAUGACUAAUUUUCUGCACUUUCAGAUUGUAGUGGUGUUACGGAGACAGGCUCAGGCACAGGGUUUGUGGAGCCACCAUCCUCUAUGCCUAAGGUGAGAGUGAGUGCAGCCAAUGACAAAAUGGACAAGGUGAGGCCUGAUAGAAAGCAAUUGUUGGGGGAUUCUGUCUUAAGAGGUGUGGAGUUGGACAAUCGUGGCUUUGUGAGAUGUCUUCCUGGAGCUAAUGCUCACAGAAACAGGAGAUGUAUUUGUAAUAUUGUCAAGCAAGCAAAGCAGGAAAGAGAAUUGGAUGUACUUGUCCAUCUUGUGACAAAUGAUUUGGUUUGUAAUGAGGUUUCUGAGGUAAAGCAAGAGUUUUGUGUUAUUGCCAGUUGUGUCCACACUGUCAUUCUCUGAAGUUCUGCCUAUGCAUAACAUUCAGAAUGACAGGCGAAUGUUUAUUAGGGACAUUAACAUGUGGCUUGGUGAAUGGUGCCAGGAGCAAGGAUUUGGCUUUGUUUCUCAUGGUAUCUCUAUUUGGAAUAGAAAUUAACGGUACAAAAAAGAUGGUUUGUAUCUGUGGCGAAACCGGCCUCGCCACGUGUCCUUGGAGGGGGCUGCUUGCCCGCCUCUUGCCUUUGGACUAUGGACCAGACUUUAUGUGAAUGUGUUAACCCAGAUAGCUAUGCCAUGGAGCCCAUUCGUGUAGUUAAAGACUUCAGCUCCAUGGCAAUUGAACUGUGUGUAAAGGAUCUGAGCGCUCUUCGGUAGUUUUGUGCACUCAGAUCCCAGCUAUCUGGGGAUAUGUGAAAUGUCUGUGUGUUAUGUGUAAAAGGUGACUUUAUGUAUUUUAAAGUGUUUUAUGUCUUUUUGCAACCAUGUGCUCAAUGGAGUCUGCCUCUAUCCCUGGAUAAUUGGAUUACUUUCCCCCAUUGUCUCAUGGAUAGAGGGCUCUGUAAAACCUGUUUGAGCCAGAUAGUCAUGUGCCAGCCAGGGCCCAAAAGAUACUUUUACUAACUUUUGAACCCCUGGUCGGAUUCAUGCCAUUUUUUUAUAUGUUGUUCCCCUGAAUGGAUUGAUUGUGAAUAUGUAAUUUUAUGUGAAUGUGAUGUAUGGUUUUAAAGUUAUGAAAGUUGGGUAGAAAGUAUGUUUUAACUGUAUGUGUAAUUGAGUUUCCUCUCAGGAUAAGGGGAGGGAAUAUGUGGGAUGUAACUGAUAUGUGAUUGGUUGUUUUAUACCUCCCUGUGGGCAGUCCUGAAUGUGAAAGACUGUAAUAAAAACCAGGCUGGGUGUGCCAGCACAAGAGUUCCUGUUUUAACCCUCAAAGUGAAGUGUCGUCUCAUUAUUGGGGGAAGGAUUUAUUGUAUACUGUUCCAGUUUGACUGCUAGGAGAGUAAACCUAUUCGUAUGGGUCCUAUUCAACUGUCUACAGCAUUCAUAUGCUUGAGAGGAUUCAUAUGCUUCUCCAGUUCGGUGGUUGUGGUGUCUGCUGCAGUGCUUGGAGUCCUCAAGAAGCGCUAGGAGCAUCCUUCAACGGAGGUACCCAGUCGGGGUGCCAGGUGAUCCGUUACAGUAUCUUUCUCAAAAGGGAACAUAUGUUCUCAGUGAGCAGUUCAGAGGUUUUGCUAGGAAGUAUUUAAACUAGGAAGGGGUACAAAAGGGUGGUAAAACAUCAAUCCAAUUCCCUCCCAAAACAAGGACAGAAAGUAACUGUAACGAGUGUUAAAAAAUUAUCUUGGAGUCAUGUCUACAAAAGCUCGCAGUUUAGGGAAUAAGUUCCAUGAACUUGUGGCAAUAAGGGUAACUGAGAAUGAAGAUUUAGUGGCUGUUCCUGAGACAUGGUAUAAUGAGAACAAUGACUUAGAUAUAGCAAUAUAAGCAAUUCCUUAUAUAGAAAAGACAGAGACGGCACAAAAGGGGUAGGGGUGGCCCUGUAUGUGAAGGAUAGCAUAGCCCAAUAAAAGUUAGUGAGGCGAACAUAGUCCGUUUGGGUUACGUUAGAAUUUGGAAAUCAUACAGUAACUUGUGUAGGUGUGAUUUACAGCCCACUUGGACAAAUAGAAGAAUUAGAUAAUCUACUAGUUGAGGAAAUAGCUAAAAUGAUAAUGAAGGAUGAAGUUGUUUUCAUGGGUGACUUUAAUCUUCUGAAUGUGAACUAGAAAACUAAAACAGCUGCUUGUGCAAGGAGCACACAUAUUCUAAACUCUCUACUGGGUUUAUCUCUAAAACAAGUCAUUGAGGAACCAACUCGUAAGGAGGCCAUACUAGAUUUAGUGUUAACAAAUGGAGAUUUAUUAUCAGAUAUUACUGUAGGUGAAAGUUUGGUGAUCACUAGAUCCUUAUCAGUGUGGUUUAAUAUAAGAAAAGUGACUGAGUCACACCACACAAAAACAAAAGUUUUAGAUUUUAGAAAAACAGACUUCUCUAAAAUUAGAAUAUGCGUAAAGGAGUCCUUAUAAGACUGGAGCAGUUUAAAUGGCAUCCAGGAGAAAUGGGAUUAUUUAAAAGUUGCACUACUGAAAGCAACAAAAAAUUCUAUUAGGCUUGUCAGGAAGAGCAGAAAAAUUAAGAAACCACUGUGGUACUCUGCAGAGGUGGCAAAAAUAGUAAAAAACAAACAAAAAGUUGGCAUUUUAUUAAUUAGAAAAAAAAAAACAGAAUGAGGAAGGCAGACAGAUCUAUAAGAUUAGGCCGAAAGAGGCAAAGCAAGUUAUAAGAGCCUCAAAGCACACACAAGAGAAAAUAGCACAGUCACUGAAAAAAGGAGAUACAACUUUUUUUUUUUUUUUUAGAUACAGAAAUGAGAGAAGGAAAGUAAAACACGGAUUAAUUAGAUUAAAAACAAAAGAAGGAAGGUAUGUAGAAGUGGAUAUAGCUGACUGCCUCAAUUAAUAUUUUUGUUCAGUAUUUACAGAUGAAAAUGAAGUAGCGGGACUUCAGUUAAGAAAAAGGACAAAUGGGUCAUUUUGUUAUAUGUGCGUUUACAGAGGAAGAGUUUUUCUAUUUUAACUGUCAAAAGUAAAGACAAAUAAGUCAAUGGGACCUGAUGGAAUACACCCAACAUUAUUUAAAGAACGUAGUGGUGUACUAGCAAAACCAUUUAUGGAUUUAUUUAGCCAAUCAUUGUUAACAGGAGUAGUCCCAGAUGAUUGGAAAUUAGAAAAUGUUGUACCCACUCACAAGAAAGGUAGUAUGGAGGAGUCGGGCAACUAUAGGCCAGUAAGCAUUACUUUAGUAGUGGGGAAAGUGAUGGAAACCAUGUUAAAUGAUAGGAUUGUUGAAAAUCUAAAAUCACAUGGAUUUAAAGAUCAGAGACAACAUGAGUUUACUUCAGGGAGAUCAUGCCAAACUAAUCUUUUUGAUCAGGGUGGUGCAGUAGACAUUACUUACCUAGAUUUCUGUAAGGCUUUUGACACUGUUCCACAUAGAAGGAUCAUCAAUAAACUGCAAUCUUUAUGUUUGGAUUCCAAUAUUGUUGAAUGGGUAAGGCAGUGGCUGAGUGACAGGCAACAGAGGGUUGUAGUCAACGGAGUAUAUUCAAAGCAAGGUCUAGUUACCAGUGGGGUACCUCAGGGAUCUGUACUUGGACCCAUUCUCUUUAAUAUUUUAUUUUAUAAAAUAUUUUAUAAGAUAUGUGUAACGGAUCACCUGGCACCCCGACUGGGUACCUCCGUUGAAGGAUGCUCCUAGCGCUUCCUGAGGACUCCAAGCACUCUGGCAGACACCACAAUCACCGAACCGGAGAAACAAUUAAAUUCUCCCAAGCAUAUGAAUGCUGUAGACAGUUGAAUAGGAACCAUACGAAUAGGUUUACUCUCCUAGCAGUCAAACUGGAACAGCAUACAAUAAAUCCUUCCCCCAAUAAUGAGACAACACUUCACUUUGAGGGUUAAAACAGGAACUCCUGUGCUGGCACACCCAGCCUGGUUUUUAUUACAGUCUUUCACAUACAGGACCGCCCACAGGGAGGUAUAAAACAACCAAUCACAUAUCAGUUACAUCCCACAUAUUCCCUCCCCUUAUCCUGAGAGGAAACUCAAUUACACAUACAGUUAAAACAUACUUUCUACCCAACUUUCAUAACUCUAAAACCAUACAUCACAUUCACAUAAAAUUACAUAUUCACAAUCAAUCCAUUCAGGGGAACAACAUAUUAAAAAAUGGCAUGAAUCCGACCAGGGGUUCAAAAGUUAGUAAAAGUAUCUUUUGGGCCCUGGCUGGCACAUGGCUAUCUGGCUCAAACAGGUUUUACAGAGCCCUCUAUCCUGGAGACAAUGGGGAAAGUAAUCCAAUUAUCCAGGGAUAGAGGCAGACUCCAUUGAGCACAUGGUUGCAAAAAGACAUAAAACACUUUAAAAUACACACAGACAUUUCACAUAUCCCCAGAUAGCUGGGAUCUGAGCGCACAAAACUACCGAAUAGCGCUCAGAUCCUAUUCACACAGUUCAAUUGCCAUGGAGCCAAGUCUUUAACUACACGAAUGGGCUCCAUGGCAUAGCUAUCUGGGUUAACACAUUCACAUAAAGUCUGGUCCAUAGUCCAAAGGCAAGAGGCGGGCAAGCAGCCCCCUCCAAGGACACGUGGCGAGGCCGGUUUCGCCACAAUAUGUAACAGGGUUGAUGUUCCAGCAGGGACAAGCCAAAUGGCGAUGAUUUCGGUAAACUAGAAGAAAAUGGUCAGAGCUGUGGCAACUGACAUUUAAUGUGGAUAAGUGCAAGAUAAUGCAUCUUGGGCGUAAAAAUCCAAGGACAGAGUAUAGAAUAUUUGAUACCCUACUAACCUCAACAUCUCAGGAAAGGGAUUUAGUAGUAAUUAUUUCAGAUGACUUAAAGGUAGGAAGACAAUGUAAUAGAGCAGCAGAAAAUGCUAGCAGAAUGCUUGGUUUUACAGGGUGCAGAAGAAAGAGGAAAGUGCUUGUGCCAUUGUACAGAACACUGGUGACACCUCACUUGGAGUAUUGUACGCAGUACUGGAGACUGUAUCUCCAGAAGGAUAUUGAUACUUUAGAGAGAGUUCAGAGAAGGGCUUAAUGUUAAUAUAAGUACAUAUAUGUGUAUUAAAAUACACUUAGAAUGACUUUACAUAUAUAUGAUCACCUAUAUAAAUUUUAUAUUUAUUUAUAUAUACACGUAUAAUUACAAUAAUAAAUAAAAAUAAUAAAAGAAAUAAAAUAUUUAAAAAAAUGUAAAUACAUUAUACAUAUGUAAUUUACAUAGUUACAUACCGUGUUUUCCCGAAAAUAAGACCUACCCCGAAAAUAAGCCCUAGCUGGAUUAUCGGGGUGGGCUGCAAUAUAAAUGCCACAGCCGACUGAGCGCUCUAUAGAGAGCGCUCAGACUGCUGCCGCACUGCCUCACCUCCCCUUCCCUGUAGCAUGGCCGAGCUCCUCUCCUGUCAGUCUGGCCAGGUCGCGGACCGGAGAGGAGCUCGGCCACGCUACAGGGAAGAGCAGGUGAGGAGAAGAUUGGAGGGGGAGGAGUAUUACAGGGAAGGGGGAGGGAGUAUUACAGGGAGAGGGGGAGAGUAUUACAGGGAGAGAGGGGGGGAGUAUUACAGGGAGAGAAUGGCCACAGGAGAGAGAGAAGUAUUACAGGGAGAGUAUUACAGGGAGGAGAGGGAAAUGACCGAAGUAAUACGAGAGGAAGUAGCCACAGGAGGGAAGUAUUACAGGAGGGAGGGGAGAGUAGCCAGGGAGGGGGAGUAUUACAGGCAGGGAGGGAGGAGGGGGGAUAAUAUUACAGGGAGGGAGGGAUAAUAUUACAGGGAGGGAGGAGGGGAUAAUAUUACUGGGAAGGAGGGGGAGAGUAUUACAGGGAGGGAGGGGGGAGAUAAUAUUACAGGGAGGGAGGGGAGAAUAUUACAGGGAAGGGGGGUAAUAUUACAGGGAGGGAGAGUAUUACAGGGAGGGAGAGUAUUACAGGGAGGGAGGGGAGAAUAUUACAGGGAGGGAGAGUAUUACAGGUAGGGAGGGAGGGAGGGGAGAAUAUUACAGGAGGUAUUACAGGGGAGGGAGGUGAGGGUCUCUAGAGUUUACACAGCGUGGACACCGGCUGACAGACUGGCUCUAAGCCCUACCCUGAAAAUAAGCCCUAGUGUGUUUUUUGUGACUAAAAUUAAUAUAAGACCCGGUCUUAUUUUCGGAGAAACACGGUAGUUACAUAUCUGAAAAAAAGAGACUUGCGUCCAUCAAAUUCAGCCUUCCUCACAUUUUGUUUUUUGCUGUUGAUCCAAAAGAAGGCAAAAAAAACCCAGUUUGAAGCACAAUUUUGCAACAAGCUAGGAAAAAAAAUCCUUCUUGACCCCAGAAUGGCAGUCAGAUUUAUCCUUGGAUCAAGCAGUUAUUACCCUACAUUGAAAGAUUAUAUCCUUGAAUACUCUGUUUUUGCAAGUAUGCAUCUAGUAGCUGUUUGAACAUCUGUAUGGACUCUGAUAAAACCAUUUCUUCAGGCAGAGAAUUCCACAUCCUGAUUGUUCUUACAGUAAAAAAAACCUUUCCUUUGCCUUAGACGAAAUCUUCUUUCUUCCAGUCUAAACGCAUGGCCUUGUGUCCUCUGUAAAGUCCAGUUUGUGAAUAGAUUUCCACACAAUGGUUUGUAUUGGCCCCGAAUAUAUUUGUAUAAUGUUAUCAUAUCCCCUCUCAGGCGACGUUUUUCUAAACUAAAUAGGUUUAAAUGUGUUAACCUUUCAUAUAUAUAUAUAUAUAUAUAUAUAUAUAUAUAUAUAUAUAUAUAUAUAUACACAGGGCCGGUGCAAGGAUUUAUGCCGCCCUAGGCAAAAUAAAAAUUGACGCCUAGGUCGCCUUACAGGUAGCGCCGGCCCUGUAUAUAUAAUAAAAAAAAGGCUCCAGAACAUUCUUUAAAAUUGCUUAUCACAAAAUUAAGUUGUAUGUCUUCAUUCAGAUACAGAUUUUUGUUUUGUCAUAAAUGGGUUUUGUUUAAUUUAAAUUACACUGUGGGCCAAAAUUCAGAAAAGGGUUGGAGGAGUCAUUCACUUUUUUAUGAAUUAACCAAUUUCAGUGAUAUUACAUACAAUGAAUGCUUAACAACAGAUUUGUUUGAUUAGGUGCAGAAGAUGACAUUUUAAAUGAACUCAAUUUGCUGUGUCUCAAAGUCCUGCUCUUUUAAUUGUUCAUAAUAUUAGUUGAUGUUGGAGGCAGAGCCAACCUCUGAGCAGAAUGGCUGUUUUCUGAAAGAGCUCCAUCUCCUAGAAAGGGGAAUCCCUAAACAUCGGGCUCACAAUUAAAAAUGGGACAUCCCAAAUGCUCCCUAACAUCGCAGCAAGCCUCUAGAAAACACUCGGCUGGGAAAUCGGGGGCUCUAACCAAGUUUUUCCGCGAUCACGGCACGACCGCUGUAGGCCCCAACUUACUCUGGAGUCAUCCAACGACGGAUUGUCCCCAUCCUCUUCCAAAUGGGUACUGACCUGAGGGACGUAGACAAGGUUGACUCACUACAUUUACUAGAGGAAAUAAACUACUCCUUUACUGAUAGAUAUACCCAAUACCAGGACAUUUGGGAACCCUGGCUGCAAUACUUGAAAAGGCAAUCUGUGUCCUGAUACCCUAAUGAUGCAUCCCAACUAACCUCUGAAUUAUGAUACCACACAUCGAUCAAUGCUUGUUUUCACCUGUCUGGUCUGACCUAAUAGGUAAACUAGUACACCUGCAAGUACUGGUGCUUGGGCUCUGCACUACACAACUAAUGGUGGCUUGUUCUGAGUGACAUGUAAUUACAUUCUCAAUAAAGCUAGCCAUGGGGAGCUGUGCUUAGAACUCAGUGAGCAGUGAUGAAUGGUAAGGGGACUAGUGAUACGGUCGACUGGUAAAAGGAAGUACAGGGGACAGAAAUGGAAACAUUUGGUGGGCCCAGGUAAACUGCAGAGAAAGGGGGGAGCUAGAGUAAAGAGGAGGUAGUAGUUUUGAGAAAGAUGUUUAAGUGGAAGGGGGUAAAAAUGGGAUAUUACUGAAGAAAGGUAGGGGAAAUCUGUAAACUGUUUUGGAAAAGUGGAAUAGACCAAGAAAGAGAGAGCAAUAAUGUCAGAAAACAUGGAUGCCAAAAUAAGGUUGAAAGAGGAGAUUUGGGAAGGCAUUUGAAUCUAUACACAGCCAUCCCUCUAUGUGUGGUCUCUCUCCCUCUACCUUUCCCUCUACCUCUCCCUCUUCCCCUCCAUGCCUCCCCCUCCAUCUCUACUCUCCCAUUCACACACAUUUACAUUCAUGGUGCUGUAUGUGUGUUUAUUGCUAUGGAACUCUGGUAUACUUUGUAUUCAGUAACCAUUACAUUAAAGGAACUACAAAGAGUACUGCACUGAGACUGAUGGACCUUGUGGUAUAUGUAUCACACUGUAUACUAGGGUUUUUAUUUUACAAUAUGAAGUUAAAACAACUAUUCUGGCGAGUAGAAAGGAAUAUAUGGUCCUUUUGUGAGAUGUAGGCCCUGUGGUAGACUGACACUUGGGCACUUGUUUUCCGGAUUUUGGGCCUGACAUCUAGAAGGGGCCCAGCGGCUUGUCCAGAUUUUCAAGAUGUUUUGUCUGUUUUUCCAUUAAAUCUUAAUUUGCUACAAUUCAGAGUUUAGUGAAUAAACACAUUGAUAUGAGAAAAGGAGAGCAUUUAGUGAAAAAUGUCUCAGCAGACAUAUCAUGAUUGCUGGGGAUUAUGGCCAUUGACAGCUAAACACUUUCUGGAAAAUGUGUUGCUAAAAGGAAUGACAAGUUAGAAAAUAAAUAAGAUUAGAGGUUAAAGGUUUGCAGCUGUUUUGUAGAUCAUAUUCAGGGCUUCAAAUGCAAUGUUUUUUUUUUGCUAUUUGCAAGGCCUUAAAAGUUACUCAGCACUGCAAGACACAGCAUACCCACCAGGGCUGAAUAUAUACUUGCCACUGCUGAAUAUUUACUCACCAAUGGCUAGUGGAAAUUAUGUGCCUUGUUCUCUACAUAAAUAAUUCAGAAAUACAAACAAGCUAACAAUUUUAUUAAGAACAAAAAUAUAGUCUGCUAUAUCAAUGCCCAGAUUAUAUAAAAUAGAUAAACAUAGUGAUAAUUUGUAUGCUGAAAUUAACAUCUGAGAGUCACAAACGCAUUAGAAAUGGCUACAUAUGAAAAGAAAUAAAAUAUGUUAAACUAUUUUACAUGCAUUAGGUUAGAACUUUUAUAGUGUGGCAAUGCAAAAUAACCUGUACAAGGCUGGCUUUAAGAUGGAUAAUCCUUAAACUAUCACAGUGAUUGUCACAACCAACAGACCAGCAUUUGGUCCCAGCUAAACAUUUUAUGAGAUACUCAACUCUGAGUUAUGCUACAAGAAGUGUAAGUAAGAACUGAACAGGAAGCAGACAAUGAUGGGCCUCCAGGGUGAGCGAUAGCAAGAACAUGACUGGAUAUUGAAUAGAUUACUUUAACUGUGACUACACAAGAAGGCUUGUACAUGUUACUGUUACUCAGUUACUGUUCAAUCAGUGUCACUAUCAAUCAGUACAAGUCUUUGGGGAUGAUUAAGAAGCUUUAGCUCUUUUAAGAAAUCUAGUUUGUCAUAAAAGAUGUAAACAUAUUGAUUUCAAAUACCAUGUAACCUUUUCAGUGAUCUAUUAUGGUGGCAUAGUCCUUGAUUACUGCCCAAUGGGUAGGUUGAUAUCAGGUAUCAUGAUUAAGCCUGCAACGAGGUUCUUGGAAAUAUUUGUCUGGAAUGAAAGUUUCUCAAAAUAUAAAUGUUUGCUGUUAAAAAUGUAUGUGAGAGCAAGUGGGGGUGUUGAAAUAUAAUCAUAACGUGCUCUCAAUAUUGUUCUUGUGUAUUGAACAAUAAAGUUGUUGUCCUGCCUCCUUGUCUGUUGAGUGGAACAGUGAAUAACUAAACAAAUGUGUUGUACUUAUUGUUAUGUGCACUUGCCUGGUUAUCCUACCCUCCGCAUGCUGACUGCAAUAAUGUUCCAGAGGCACACAGACACACACAUACAUACACGCAUCUGUUAAGACACAAACUUAUACAAAUAUGCACACAGUCAUACAGCAAACAGACAUAUAGUCAUACAGAAACACACAGUCCUACAAACACACACAAUGUCAUAAAGAAACAUAUAGUCAUAUAGACACACAUCCUAUAUACAUAUUUACUUACUUUUCGAUAUAAGGCAAAUAAAUAAAAACUUUAAAAGACACAAAUUAUACACACAGAUUAUAUAAUGCUUCACUGCAGAGAAGACCUGAGAGACUUACUGUUGAUUUUCAAGCACUCUCUGACCCAAGGUGCAUGUAUAUGAGUGAAUGAUCCUAUUUAUUUAAAAAAAGGCUUUACUUUCAACUUGAAGAAAUGAUUAUGCUAAAUAAUUCUGAGGUGACAAUUGUCCUCUAAAAAUAAAAUUAACAUUGAAACAAUCAGAAGACCAUUAAAAAUAUAAUGAUAUUAUUCAUAGGUCUCCGUCGACCUAGAGGUGGGUAAAAUAUACAAAAGGUCCAAUAGGGUUCCAAUUAACUAAGGGAAGUUUGUGUAUUAAUCUAACAAUAAUACAAUAAUAAAGCCAGUUCAAAAUAAGUAGUGUGUUUAUUACUCCAUGUGAGGGGAGAGCCAGUAUGUAACCAGCCCCAUUCUUACAUGGGAACCCAGGAGACUCACACAGCUCUGCUCUUCACACAUAGUUGCAGGGAUGCUUUCACAGCUCCAGGAAGAACACACAAUAUUCUGCCGCUUCACAGAAUAAUCCCAGUGCCAGUCCUAGCAGCGCAAUAUGAAUUUGAUAUCAACACACCAGAAAUCAGCAGCACAAUAUGAUAUUGUCAAAACACCAGAAAUUCUCACUUGCCAAAGACAUCCCACAAGAACAGAUGCAAGUAAGCUUAAAAUAAAUGUAUUACCACAACUGACCCUAAAUACCUUGGUCCACUGUGAAAUUUCCUGGUGUCAUGCAAUACAAAUUCGCUGUCCGUACUGUCACCAGCUCAACCACCUUCCUCCUUUUGAAGCCGUGGUCUAGGUAGCCUUGUGGGGAAUCCAUCCUAGCUAGUGUGUAUAGAGAUAAGAUAAAAAAAUUUUUUACAGCAAACAAUGUUAUAAAAUAAAAAAUACCUCAAUCUUCUUUCUGUAUAUCUAUUUAUAUACAAUGAACACUUAAUUUCAGUUGUUCUCCAAACAAGAGAAAUUAAUAUUAACCUAUAUAACUGGCGAUAGUUCAACUUGCAAUAAUAUCGUAAUUAUAAUAUUAUAUGUACUUCUAAUGUUAUAUAAAAAAAAAAAGCCAGUUUAAUCAUUUGGUAUCCUUAUGUGGGGUUGUCAUAUUUAAGGAUACCAAAUAAAGGUACCCUAAAAUCUGACAAUCCCACAUAAGGUUCCCACUUUUACUAAGGGAGUUAUCUACUAAGGUGCUGAAAGAUCAACAUUAAUGAAACCCUUUUUCUUUUGUUCUUUCGGCUGCUUUGCAAAUAUCUCCCUAAUUUGGUUUCCUCAUGUGGUCUUGCCAUAUUUAAGAAUAUGUAAUACCCUUAAAUAUGACAAUUCCAGAUAAGGGUACAAAAUAAGGGAUUUAUCUAUUUUCUAAACCAAAGAAAGAUUUUACAGCUUUCGUAACAUUCCAAUCAUCCGAAUGGGAAUACCAACCUGAAAGUAUCAGAAAAAUUUUGUCUGAAACAAAUCGACGUCUGAAAUCUGUUUUGGACUAAACAAAUUUUUUUUGUCGAACGAAUUCAUUCCUCCAUGCACAAAUCUAAUGUUGAAAGGGUAGAUGUUUAGAGAGUGAUGGGACAGAGUAUAUUAUUUGAUAUUUAAAAUGGUCACAUUGUUCUGACUGCAAAUGAUAACACUGAAAAAAAAAAAGGGCGAAGGACUAUUAAUGUAUCAGUCAUAAAGUAGUUUUCUUCCUUUGGUGCACAGAUCCUUGUGGUUGGGAUCUGCCUGCAAUGACAGAAGCAGGUAUUUUUCAAGUAAUAUUAUAAUUGUUCAUUGUUUCACCUGAAAAAUGUUUUUAUGACCAAACAGUAUAAAAUAAACAUAAACUGUGAACCAUGCAAACCCUGUUGAACUGCAUUCUCAUUUUUCUUUAGUAUAUUUUGUAACGAGGUAGUCAUAACAAUGGACAAUAAAAUCAAGAUCCCCCUUCUCAAAAUAAUAGCACAAAUAAACCAGCACAAAAAAGUGUUUAAUUUUUGUAAAGGGCAAGGACAUGUUAAAAUAAAAAUAGUCAGCCAAGCAAAGUGUAUUUAGCAUAUGUAGUGUCAAGGUUAUCCAUCUGUAAUGUAUAGAUUUUUGUUUCUUCCAUUAUGCAACAUGCUUUAUGUUUCUAGUGUUAUCUUUUGAGGUUUAUAUGGAUGGUUAUUCUUUCUGGUUUCUUUUUUAACAAUUUAGUUAGUCAGGAUAUGUGUACUUAUCAUGGCACUCUGUCUGACAGAAUGUGAUUUUAUUAUUGCAUGAAUGUCAUUUCAAUAUGUGUCUCAUGCAUUUGUAUUUUGCCCAAGAACCAAUCUCCUUUAUUAUAUGCUACUUUGUAAAAGGAUGUAUCUCACCUUAUGAUUAAUCAUGUUAAUGUGAAAAUUCGUCCAAAAUUUUGAAAAUAUUUAAUUUGGGCUAAACAAAAUUCAUUUGAAAAUGUUGUUAGUAUUUGAAAUUCGGGCACUUAUUAUUUCCUAUGGGAAAUUAAAGAAGGUGGCUGUCACAAAGUUACAAACUACCAAUUUAAGGAGUUAUCUGCUAACCUGCUGAAAGAUCAAAAUGAUAAAAAGCCCUUAAUGUUGAACAUUCAGCUGUUUAGUGGAUAACUCCCUCAUGUUAUCUCCUUACAAAGCCAAAAUAGGGAGAUAUUUACUAAACAGCUGAAAGAGCAAACUUAAUAAAGUAUUAAUUGUGUAGUAGAUAACUCCCUAAUUUGCUAUCCUUAUAAAAACAAAUUAAUUCCACAUGUCUAGUGGAGUGUAAGUUUUGAUCCUUCUAUUUUAUGAUAAUUCACAAAUAGUAUAUUGAGAGGUAACUAUCAUUUAUGUUAACGUAGAGGGUAGGAAAAAAUAUUACAGAAUUCGCACCAUAGGAAGUAAACCGUUCCACAUAAUAAGACAUGGACAAUUCUCAUGAGAAUGUGUUAUUUAAAAAAAAAUUAAAAAAAAUGUUAUGUACGUUGGUCCAAAUUAUAUACAUUUUACAGAAUUGACUGGUGAGAUGUAAUUACAGUUUUCUAGUGAUAUGGUUAGCUUCUUUGAGAAGUAGAAACACAAGAUUCAUACAAUUGCUAUGUGCCAUUAUAUUUAUUUAGUAAAUCUCAGUCUUUUUCUCCCACUUGUACAGAGAAUGUGUUGCUGUUAUAUAUACUUUUUAUAUAUAAUAUACAUUUAAGGCAGAAAAAAAAAUAAUUACUCUUACAGACCCACUCACUAUUGUAUUAUUUGAAUUAUUUGCCAUGUUAUUCACAAUUAUUGAGUUCUUAUAUAUUUGUGACCACUUGCGUGUUGUAACUGUGAUUCAUAUCUAUUCUUGUAAAAUGUAUAUCAUAGAGCUACCUACAUUGUAAUAUAGAAUAGUGAAAGAGGCUUAAUUCCCGUUUGUUAGUAGAACACAGAGGAUGCAGUAGGCUACAGAUUGUCACCUUCCAGGAGCAAAAUGAGAUUCAGGCAAAUAUAGUGUACUCAAACACAUCCUUCUCUAUUUAUAGAAUACACAUGUGCAUUUGCUUAUAUAAAUACCAUGUGGAGAUUGUUCGCUUGUAAUCUUAUGAAGAUCAAGCGCUAGAACUAUUACAUUAUAGAUUGCAAGUUGUUAAUUUUAAAUAAUUAUGUAAAUGAAUGACAAAAAUUAUUUUUAAGGUAAAGAGUUGAGAAAAAAAAUGAAUGUUAUCCAAAAAUAUAUUUUGUAUUGUAUAUUGUCCUGUAUAUUUAUUGAUAUUCAGCUUCAAGUGGUCUGCGCUUGCAAGACCCCUUCACCUGAAUAAAAUUACCAGAGAGACACUCCAGUGGUGUCUCAGGGCUUAACUCUUGUUAUUAAAGAUAGGACUCUCCCACAAAAGAACUCUGUGUGAGUGUUAACUGGAGAUUUUAUUAACAAUGUCCAAUAAACACUUAGCUAAAUUGUGUUGAGAAAAGUCAGGUUUGAAAUUCCAAAGCCCUUAGGCUAAGCCUCCGACUAAUAAAUGUAGUCUUUAACAGAAGAAACCCCCCCCUUUCUGGCUUUAUUAGUAAUUGCCAAUAAAGGGGUUUAACUUAAGGUAAAGAUAGAUUACAAACCUUAAUAGUACUAAGUACUGUACUAUUACAAGGAAAGUGACUAUGUCUACCUAUUAACCUUAUCAAAGGUAAAUAUCUCCAAUAUGUAGGGAUAGUCUGAGUGUCACUAUCAAUUAGACACUUGCUUAUAGACUGCAAUUUUCAAUUUGAAUCAUUAGGUAGACAGAGUGAAUCAGGCUUACUUAAAAAUCAUAAUGCCGGUUGCUGUAGAUGUAUGCAAUACUGAGGCUAGUAUUCAAAUAAUGCCAAUGGAGCUCCAGUGUAAUGUAUGGGUAUUGUAUCUGAAUCCUUAUUUAAAGAGGUAUUGAGUCCUAUAGUAUACAGUAUUACUGUAGCUCCAGAUUAUUUAUUGCAGAAAAAAACGUAUACAAAAUAAAAAUCCAAGGGGGCGUGGCUGAUCGCCGUUCAGAAUGGCCGCAUGUUAGAGCAGCUCCGGGAAUAGCAGGCACAAAAAACGCACGGAGGACCUGACAAGCCACGAUGGGGAACCCCAAAAGAUUGCACAGCACCAACACUAGCUCUGGGAAGACCCCGGCAGGUAAAAUGGGCUCCGUCCCCAAACUGUUCAAGGAAUAUACAGACCGUAUGUCGGAGAAUGGAGAUUCCAACAUGGCUCCGGCGGAUCAUACUCUGCUCCCCCGAGCCCAGUGGCAUCAGAGGUCUCAGCAGCCUCCACAUACCUCGACAUUAGGGACCUUAUCAAGAACUUACCUUCCAAAGCCGACCUCACAUAUAUGCUAGGCAGAUUGGAGUCAUCCGUUCAACGCAAAAUGGACGGCAUGUGCUCAGAGAUCCGGCAGGUAGGACAGCGGGUCCAGGAGCUGGAAGAUGAUAGGUGUACCAUACAGGCCCAAUUAAACUCCCUAACCACUAAGAUCGCAAACCAGAACUCUCAACUGUCACUCUUUCAACGAUCAUUAGACAAUAUUGAUAACAGAGGGUGAAGAAAUAACUUGCGGAUCAAAGGCCUACCGGAAGUGGAGGGGGUGGAUAUCCAGUCUGUUCUGCAGGAACUAUUUACUCUAAUAGUGGGCCAGCCGACGGACACACAGAUCCUCCUGGACAAAGCAUAUCGCUCAUUAAGGCCAAAAACCCAAGAUAGGGAAACGAGAGACGUCAUAUGCCGAAUCCAUUACUUUACAGUCAAAGAAAACAUACUGAAAAAGCUGCGUAACACUAAUCCUCCACUACUAUUCCACGGCCAUGAGGUCCAAAUCUACCAGGACCUCUCAUGGCUCACGUUGCAAGCCAGACGGUUUCCCAAACCCAUAAUGGACCAACUACGAACCAGAGCAAUCUGGUACAGGUGGAGAUAGCCAUUCGUGCUCAAGCCACUCACAGGGGAAUCACCCACGUGAUUGCAACUCACUGAGAUGUUACACCAUUCGUCUAGGCACUGGACCUCAGAGAGGGGAGGAUCAUGGACUGGUAUGCCCCCGACCCAGCCCUAUCACUCAACCAACGUCAUCAGUGACAUCAAAGGUGUACACCUUAGAAAACGUAGAGAACAAGCCCAACGGACACCCCAUAGCCGAAGAACGCAGACUAUCCGGAGGACGUCCAACACCGAUACCACCCACACUUCACCAACCCUGAAAGACCUAUUGCCCAUGGGAGCACCCCCUGACAAACUGGCAGGAAUCCAUAACUGACUAUCCCCCACCUGAACACUGCAAGCAGUUCAUUGGCACCCCCUCAUAACCACUGCUUCCCCCAGCAGCCACACAGGCAAGCAAUGGACUGUAUCUCCCCGCCCCAGGGAUUAUCCCCACAUUGACUACGGUCCUCCCGACACCAUCUUCCAGGGGAGAUCCCGACGCAGGACCCAGCAGGGCUCUAGUACCGCCUUGAACUCUCAACCAAGCGAGCAUCAGCCCUCUGGAUCAGGUCGUAUGUUUUCCCAAAACCAGUAUUAUUAAGACUCUAAGACUCUAUUGUUAUGUAUAAUAUGUUCUGAACUGUCUUUCACUGCAAGUCAUCACAACGUUGCAUGUUAAUAUAGGGACUACACCCCCACCCCUCUCUCUUACGAGGUUAACUUAGAGCACCGAUCCCAGAGACAUUAUCUCCGGUUGGGGACUGCCCACAACGCAAGAGAAAGACGAACUCUGUAAUCACCUCUAGAGCAACUCACAUGGGCACCUCACCCCAGAUUGGGUAGUAUAUCUGCUACACAUCUGUAACAACUGAAAUGUAAUGUUCUGUAUUAUAUUGUAUACAUGUUACUUCGUAGCAAACAAACUAAUAGGGGACAGGCUAACCCGAGGACCAACCACUCCUCCCCACACAGGGUCAAUCUAUGACACCGACGUUAGCAUUCUGUAGUAUAGUAUUAAACACAGCCAUUAGCACAUGGGGGAAGCUAGGGGGGGCCAGUAGUUUUACUAUUGACAUACCAAAGCAGAAUUAUACACUCACAUAAUAUGCCUGCUAACCCUCAAGCUCACACACAUAGAACCCCCCCAAUUUUUUUUUAUCUAACUGACUUCCACGACAGAUCUAUUGAACAUCUGUUACGCGCACACCCCAGUACCAAACGAACAACCAACAAUCUAGUGCACGCAUCAACCACCUCCCCUACCCUCUCCCCCCACCGCAGGCGGUUAUCUCAUAUUCAAUACUAAAUCCUCUGUGGUAUACGGAACACAGCAGAGACGGGCACCAGCUGAUAUCAGUUCACCAAGCCGCAACACUAAUUAAGACUCCAAACACGCUUUGGAACUAACUUAUUGUAUAUAGUUUUCUAGUUUAUAUUUGUCUUCACUCUGGUAUACAGGGUUUGACUGUUUGUUUGUUUGUUCUAUUGUUAUAAUCUACAUACCACAAGGCUGACAUCGAAGACAAUUGACGUACAUCACAGAGCCCUAUCCAUGGCACCUCACUCCCCACUGCACCACGAAUCAUGGCAACAUUAGGGGCAUCUAUAACAGUUCUCACACACAACGCACAGGGCUUAAACACCCCAGAGAAACAUUACCUAGCCCUGGCAGACUAUCAUAAGCAAAAAGCAGAGAUGGUCUAUGUACAAGAAACUCCCUUUCCCUCAUUUAGAAACAAUCGAUACCCGAGGGGCUAUUUCAGCAACUUCCAACUUCCCAGGGUCUAAAUCCAGAGGAGUCUCAAUCCUAUUACACUUUCGCCUCCCCUCCACAUAUAAGGAACAUAAGGCUGCUGAACACGGGAGAUCCAUAUUUCUUAAGGGUACAGUGGGGUGCACCAUGACCACCUUUGCAAAUGUAUAUUUACCUUAUAGGAAGCAAUUUCCUGUCCUUCGGAAGAUACUCCAAAAAUUGGAGGCCUUCGCUGAGGGUCUCCUAGUUUUGGGAGGGGACUUUAACAUCUCCUUAGACACCACCUCUCAAGCACAUUCUUACCUCUCAUCAACAAAAACACACAUCCAACGACUGCUAGACUUACACCAAAUGUACGACUGCUGGAGAUCAAAAAAAGAUUAUUCCUACUACUCUCACUCAACCGACUCUUACUCGAGAAUAGAUAUGUUUUUCCUUCCCCACAGGUUUCUUAACCUUAUAUCCUCUUGCUCAUAUGCACCAAUCACUUGGUCAGAUCACGCUCCUUUAGCUAUGACCAUCAAUGUUCCUCUCCUACAUGCCUCAAGGCCCCAGUGGAAAUUGAACGAUACACUCCUAAACUUACCCGACAUAUGAGACCACCUAUCCACGGAAUUAGACCACUAUUUCUCUCGCAAUACACAAACAGACUCUUCCCACCCUACUAUCUGGGAGGCUCAUAAAUGCACAAUUAGGGGCACGCUCAUUCACCUAGCAUCCGCACAUAAAAAAGAAAUUCACAAGUGACACAACUCCUCAGAGAAAUCAGAGAUCUAGAAGAAACACACAAGGCCAAUCUGGCCCUAGAAACAUACAAAACACUCGUAAACAAGAGAUCAGAACUUAACAUCCACUUAAAUGUCCAAACGCAAACUGACACAAGGAGUUUGUACUAUGCUGAGGGAGGCAAAAGUGGCCAUCUGCUAGCAUCUGCUAGCACAUGCGCUGAAAAAACAAAGGGAAUCCAACUUCGUAGCUGCAAUACAAAACACAGAAGGCAAUACAGCCCAUCUCCUGUCGGACAUAACCAAAGCGUUUCAUGAAAUUUACUCUUCACUUUACAACCUAAGGACUGCUCCCCCCUCAAGCGCAGAGCUCCACAAAUUCCUUUCACACAGGAUCUUCUCUACCAUCCCAGCUAACCUCAGGCACUCACUAGACCAACCCAUUACUCUCCAGGAAUUCCAGGAGGUAAUCCAACAUUUACCACAGGGGAAAAGCCCAGGCCCAGAUGGCUACACGGCAAAAUACUACAAAGUGUUCUCUGCAACACUUGCCCAAUCUUUCCUCAACUCAUUUAACUCCCUCCUACAACAGACAAGCUUUCCACCACAAACAUUGAAUGCCACAAGUACGCUCCUGCCCAAACCAGGGAAAGACCCUACUAAAUGUGGAAGUUAUAGGCCUAUAUCCCUCAUCAAUAUAGACCUUUUCACCAAAAUAUUAUCAAAUCGCUUACGCCCACUCCUCCUGGAGUUAAUCCAUCCAGAUCAGUCAGGAUUCGUACCAGAGAGGGAGGCUAAUGAUAACACGACCAGGAUUUUAAACCUCAUUCACCACGCAAAACGCUCGGGGGACCCCAGUCUACUCCUGUCAAUUGAUGUCGAAAAGGCGUUCGUUAGGGUGGACUGGACCCUAAUGAGACACACACUGCAGCACAUGGGCUUUGGCCAAAACUGGAUGAAGUGGUUGGGGGCCAUAUACUCCAAACCCACAGCACAAAUACGCAUAAAUGUUCAAUUAUCAGACCCAGUUCAGAUUUCCAACGGCACAAGACAAGGGUACCCCCUUUCACCCCUCUUGUUUGUACUAGUCCUAGAACCGUUCUUGCAGGGAAUAAGAGACAAUCCCCUUAUCUGAGGUAUCCAAGUGGGAGACACUGCCUAUAAAACAGCUGCCUUUGCAGACGACAUGCUAUUCACAAUCACUCACCCAGCUACCUCACUGCCCCACUUAAUGGCCGAAAUGGCACAAUAUAGCAAUAUAGCUAUCGAUCUUCCUCGUGAACCUUGGCAAAUGCGAAAUCCCCCCUAACACUAAAGAACAACUUCGACAAGACUAUCCUUUCACGUGGGUGACCGAGACACUCAAAUAUCUAGGAGUGCACAUACUCCUAGAUAUGCAACAAAAACUUUCCUGACCUGAUACGAGCAAUAACCACAGACCUCAAUUUGGAACAUGCCCCAAUUUGGAUGGUUCUGCAGACUAAACAUCCUUAAAGCGGCACUGUCAUGCCGAACUUACCUUUCCUCAAUCUUUUCCUCUUCUCCCCCUCUCUCAGGAUCUGUUCUUCUUUUCUUCCUGUCUUCUUUAGUUUUCUUUAAAAUCAUAAGACAAAGUAGGGACUCUUUGCCUUAUGAAGAAUUCCUCCGCUUGACCAGCUCUGACCAGCGGAGGAGCAAAGUGUGCUUCAUUUCCGCUGGUCAGAGCACUUUUCCCAUAAUUCUUACCUUUCCUCAGUGUUCCCGCAAUGCUUCCUGUCACUUUACACUAAACUGCCGAAUUGCGUUCUAACUGAAUGAGAACAGUAUGUUCGUUUCUUUUAGAACGCAAUUCGGGUAUUUUAUUAGGAUCGCAAUUUCAUUCGAAUGAAUGAAACUCCGAUCCUAUUCGUGCUGUGGCUGCAUCUUGCAGCCGCUUAGUAGAUAACUACCUAAUUCCCACGGUAUCAGGGAGUUAUCUACUAAAAGGCUGAAAGACCUAAAUUGGUCUUUCAGCCACAUUUACUAAUACUAAGUAAAAUUAUAGUAUUAGUAAAUAAUAUACCCCUACUCACUAUACCGCGGUAGGGGCAUGUCUGUAAACAGUGAGCAGCCUGUGGCUGCUCAAAAAUAAAAAUACUAUUGGCCCCCACCCAUAAAUAGCGGGAGGGGGCCUACAGUAAAAUGGAGCCUAAUGUCCCCUGGUUCCACCCCUGCGGCUGGGUGGGGUGAUCAUACCCAUGGGGAUAAUGGGGAGGGACCUACUGUCCCCCCCCCCCCCCGGCCCACACCCCUGGGCGGCGGGUGGGGGCCCUAAGUCAAUUUCCCCCCUCCACACCAAGAUGACUAGGGGGUCCCCAAGCCCCUAGUCACCCACCCCCCCACCCAAAUAAAAAGUCCCUACCUACCCCCCUCACCCUAAAAAAAUAGUGAGGGGGAAAUAAAAUAACUAACCUGUAAAAUAAAAUUAAACUUACCAUUCAACGUCUUCUUUUUUCACAAAUCUUCAUUUUUCAGCCCCAAAAAAGGCCAAAUAAAAAACCAUCAUAACCGUUGAAUUGAAAAUAAAAUAAAAAUCCCAAACGCAAAAAAAAAAAAACAGACGAAAAAGAAAAAACCCGAGCGCAAAAAAAUAAUCCAUCUUCACCCAUGGAGGGCUCCGCGCAGAAUGACACAGAGCACUGUGAUUGGAUGGAUUUCAAGCCAUCCAAUCAGUGCUCUGUGUCAUUUUACACAGCGUGGGAAAGUUCUUUUGAAUUUUCCCACGCUGUGUAAAAUGACAAAGAGCACUCUGAUUGGCUUAAACCCACCAAUCAGAGUGUUCUUAGCCUAAAUGCAAGGCUUUAUAAGAAGAUGGAUUAUUUUUUUGUGCUCGGUUUUUUUCUUUUUCGUCUGUUUUUUUUUUUUGCGCUCAGGAUUUUUAUUUUAUUUUCAGUUCGACGGUUAUGUUGUUUUUUUAUUUGGCCUUUUUUGGGGCUGAAAAAUGAAGAUUUGAGAAAAAAGAAGACGUCGAAUGGUAAGUUUAAUUUUAUUUUACAGGUUAGUUAUUUUAUUCCCCCCUCACUAUUUUUUAGGGUGAGGGGGGUAGGUAGGGACUUUUUAUUUGGGUGGGGUGGUGGGUGACUAGGGGCUUGGGGACCCCUAGUCACCUUGGUGGGGGGGGAAAUUGACUUAAGGCCCCCACCCGCCGCCCAGAGGUGGGGGCCGGGGGGAGGGGAGGACAGUAGGUCCCGCCCCCUCAUUAUCAUUUGGCCCUCACCUGCCGCCCAGGGUUGGGGGCGGGGGGAUGACAGUAGGCCCCCCCCCUCAUUAUCUUCAUGGCCCCCACCCACCGCCCAGGGGUGGGGGCUGGAGGGGGGGUGGACAGUAGGUCCCCCCCUCAUUAUCCCCCCUCAUUAUUUUUAUGGCCCCCACCUGCCACCCAGGGUGGGGGCCGGAGGGGGGGGUGGAGAGUGGGUCCCCCCCUCAUUAUCUUCAUGGCCCCCACCCACCGCCCAGGGGUGGGAGCAGGGGGGGCAGUAGGUCCCCCCUCAUUAUUAUUAUGGCCCCCACCCACCGCCCGGGGAUGGGGGCCGGGGACAUUAGGUCUCCCCCCUUAUUUUACUUUAGGGCCUCCACCCAUCGUUUAGGGGUGGGGGCCAAUAGUAUUUUUUUAGUUUUUUUUUUUACAAUGAGCAGCCACAGGCUGCUCACUGUUUAGUGAACAUGCCCCUGCUCGCGGUAUAGCGAGUAGGGGCAUUGGGGAGAUUUUAAUUUUGGCUGAUAUUUCUAUUCACUUAUUUGUCUGUCUGAUGAAUGAAUGAAUAGAUGAAAUUCCCGUUCGCGUGUCCAGGUGUUUCACUGGGCAUGUGCGGGAAUCUCACAGUCUGUCUAAUGUGGGCUGAUGACGUGUCCCACAGGGACUUCAUCUACCCUCACAAACAUGGCGGUGCCCUGAAUAUAGAUCGGGGCAGAAAAUAAGGAAUAAAAAAUAGGUAAUGUGGGGGGCUUAGGGGCAUUUGGGCGUGACUAGGGUGUUAGUUAGAUGUAGUGGAGGCCGGAAGGGGGUUAAAAAAAAAAACAGGAUUCGGCAUGACAGUGCCACUUUAAGAUGAACGUCCUGCAACGCAUCCUCUACCUCAUACAAGUUCUACCUAUCUCGCUACCCAAGCAACUUUUCAACACUCUACGCAAGGUUUUCACCACCUUUAAAUGGGCUGCUAAGAGACCCUGACUUCCCUUUACACUACUUAAGAGACCAAAGGAAGAGGGAGGGCUGGUUCUCCCAGAUGUAGAACUAUACCACAGGGCUGCCCUGCUAGCUAGAGUAUAUGAAUGGUGUGAUCCACACAUUGACAAACAAUGGGUGAAACUGGAAGAUGCCUGCUUUCGAACCCCAAUCUAUACUAUCCCAUGGCACAAAACUAGCACAGCUCUAUAACAUCCCAUCACUCACUCUACUAUGACCCCCACACUCCACUCUGAAUGUGGGCACAUGUAAGAAACCACCACAACAUGUCCCCUUCCCCCUCUCCACUAUACCCAAUCACGUACAAUCCGCUAUUCCCUUUCUGGAGCAGAUGGCAAAACCUACAAGCAAUACCACAAAUCCCACUACUUGAUAGAGGCAGUAACCGACGGGUCUGGGGUAAAACCCCUCCACAGACUGAUUCCAGAAAACAAAAUCACAACAAUGCAAACCUUCUACUAUAACCAACUCAUACAUUUUCUGAAGAUGGGUCCCUUGGCCCAGGGCACACUAAGAGAUCCCACACCUUUCGAGCACCACUGUAUGAAAAAAAAAAAAAAAAAGAUUAUCUCCACAAUGUAUGCAUUAAUCCUCACUACACAACGUAAACACCUCCCAGCCUUCACAUUAUCCUGGGAAGCGGAGCUUAACAUCACCAUACCGCCCGAAACUUGGCGCAAAAUAUUCCGUAACAUUCAUAAAAGAAUAGGUAGGUGGUACUAUACUCCGGUAAGACUCCACUCCAUGUUCCCGCAUUCCUCCACUAGCUGCUGGAGGUGCCACCAACCCAAUGGCACAGCUUCACACGUUCGGUGGACAUGUCCAGAGAUACAGAAAUAUUGGCUAUGUAUUGCAGGUCUCAUACAAACAAUCCUGGGGGAAAGAGUGGCGCUGACCCCAAACACCUUUAUCUUCCUUCUACCCCCCAAAAAUCUCCUCAGAACAUGUACACAAUUGCUUUUACACCUGUUGACAGCAGUAAAUCAGUUGAUCCCUAUGUUCUGGAAAAAACCCAACCCCCCAUCCAUCAGGGAAUGGAUACAGAACGUAGAGAACACAAGAUGUAUGGAGGAGAUAUGCAACUCCCUGUCGGAUAAAUAUCACGUUUACACUUCCAUAUGGUCCCGAUGGUGCACAUACUUACAACACUCUACCUCGAGACCACAAGCCCAAGCUCCGCAGGGCUGGAACCCAGGGGGUUAGCUGUGAGAUCCAUCGUUAAUGAAUAAACAUACCCCAUGACUGGUUGCUUACAUGUUUAAUUUACUAUACUUAUACUAAAUUUACUUGUACUAAUUGUACCCGCUUCUGAUAUAUUGAUCGCAUACUGUUACACAACUGUAUUGUACUGAUGUCAACAGUUUACUCAUAUUUGUAAUGUGGAAUUCUGCAAAUAAAAACUUUUAAAAAAAAAUUAAUAAAUAAAAUGAAAAUCCAAUAACCCUAUAGAAAUCUCUACAGUUAUCUCCAAAUCAUGGAGACAAAUUGAAAAGUAUGCUGUGGUUAACCAGUACAGACCAGGGCAUCCUUUUGACUUUUCACAGGGCACCAUACUCACGCUCACAAUGGGGAAGCAAAUUAUGUAAUUGAGGCCAAACCAGCCAUACGAGUGUGCAAGAAUCUGUGUCCUUCUUAUGUCCUAUUUAGGUCUUUAACCGAGUUAAAUAUUUUAAUUGAAAAAAAAAAAUGCUACUUUUAAAUAAAUUAAAGAAAUCAUAGUUUAAUUCAUUUAAAAGCUUUUUCAUUCCAAAAAUAAAUCCAAAUAACACUGUGUGUUAGGUAUAGAUUGACAUUUUCAAUACCCAUUCACUAUGUUUUAAAACAUCAAUGCCGUAAAAUUUACCAGCUAAAAAGCUAAACUAAAUCUUUUGAAAAUGACAAGGCUGAUGUAUUUCCACAAUACUACUUUUUAUUUAUGUAUGCAGUGAUUUCUAUAAAAAUAUGGAAAAAGUUGACAUAUCAAUAAGCAUAAACCCUUAAUGACCCUUCAUUUGAGUGAAAAAGAACCAGUGAGAUACCGUCACAUUGUGAGUUAAAAUUAGGCAUGCACUGAAAUUAACACUGCAAUCACUAGUCUAACACUAAUGGAGAUUUUGAAGUGUGGUCUGACGCACAAUGUGGAGCAAAAUAUAGACUGGAUCUAGUUGAGCAUCAUCUUACAAAUCCAACAAUAUUCUUCCAUAGGAGUUUGCUUUGAAACUUUUCCAGUGUCACCUGUCAGUACUUGUUGCUUAGCGUUGGUGAAUACCUACUGACAUUGCUCUUGUUUUGUCUAAGGCAUGUGGGCUCCCUGAUUUAGUCUCCACGUAAGCAUCUUCCUGCACCUUUUUACAAGUAGGUAACAACAAAGCAAUCUUGUAUUCGUAUCCUUCUGUUACAAUUCCAAAUUUUUAUUCCACCAUGAAAACCGAUAAUGAGUGUUUUUGCAGGGCAGCUACUCAUUGCCUAGGAGGAUGCGUAGUUAUAUAGCUGAAAAUAAACUUGCGUCCAUCAUGUUCAGCCUUUCUCACAUGAGUUUUUGCUGUUGAUCAAAAAGAAGGGGGGGGGGAAACAGUAUGAAGUGCUUUCCAACUUUGCAACAAACUAAUAAUAAAUCACUUCUCAACCCCAGAGUGGCAGUCAGGUCUCUCCUUGAAGCUUUUACCCCACAUAUUAAAAAUGAUACCCCUAAAAAAUAAGUUUGCUUUCUGGUGCUCCCCAUCUUCUCUGUGUUGGCAUAGCUUUCCUGGUCUAACCAACACUACUUAACCCUAAGCAUCCACACCUAUACUGCACACUAGAGAAAAAAAAGUAUGAAAACCUGCAGGCAAAAUUCACAUUGUAGCCAUGUUCUUAAGCACAUAUUCAUAGAGAGCCCAAGUCCAAGAGUCCAAGAUAACCUGGAGAUGAAUGUUUACCACACCAAGAUUUCUAGUUGUGCAAGACUAGCCAUGGUCCUGAUAGACUGUUUGGAUCACUAAAUGCUGAAUGACAGGGCUGAUUGGGUUGAAUACUAAGAGGAACCACAUCAUAUGUCCCUUGCAAACCUUGGGAGAACAUUAGCUAAGUUGCCAUAACACAGAAGAAAUGUGUGCUGUAGAGUCCCUAGGUGUGUGAGUGGGGGAGGCUGUUAUAGACCAGUGCAGAUCUCUGGACUGGAACUGUUCAGAGAACUAAUCUAUACAAUGCUGCUUCUUCGACCUGUGUCACAAGGUGGAAGAUGAGUGCAGCAUUUCUCAUAUACCAUGUACACAGAGUACUUAGAAGACCCAUGAGCUAACCAUUCUUUAUACUCCCAAUGCAUAGCCCAGCCCUUAUCAUUGGCUGUGCUUCUGAACUGAGACAGUUAUUCCUUGUGCUUGAACUUUAUUUUGUAAAUAAAGCCAAUUUCAUCUUAAAUGUUGUUUUUUCCAGCCUAUGGUACCAUUAUGAGUAUGAAGCCAGUAAUUAUGCCUUUUCUAAAGAAAUGUUUAAUAUACUUACCUCAAGGGGGUGGCUAUGGUUUAUAAUUAUAGUUUACCUUUUAUAGGUCUUUGGUAAAGUUUGAGCCAUGUGUGGCUUCUAAUGUUUCCUGGUUGGUUACUGGAUAUAUGUGGCAAAGUUAGUUUGUACCAUGCAAAGCUAUGACACUGAUUUCCAUUUACUAUACAGGAGUGUCAUCAAUUGGAGCAUCCACAGCAAGUACCCGGAGAACAAGUAUGAGGCUUAUGCGGUCAGUUUGAAUGGGAAGAUCCAUUAGCCAGUUGCAAGUGAAAGAGCAUGGUAAAUGAACCCAAAACGGUAAGUAAAGGGAAUAAUCCAGUAAUCAUUGUCUAAACCUUUAACCAUAAGUAUAAUUACCAAAAUUUCAAAUGGAGGGUUGAAGAAAUAUCUGAUAACUUAAUCCAAAUAAGCAAGUUGAGUCGAUACCGGAUGGACCAGCAUAUGGUGAGUGUGGGGUAAUCCAAUAAACACUGUCCAUAAACAAAGCCAUAUUCAAGAUAUAAAAGUUCAAUCAACAAAGAAAAGGGACUUUUCAAUUAUGUAUUCUUAAAAGUGAUACUGAGACAGAGUAGUGGGGUCAACUGGUGGGAAAUACAAAAGUAUAGUUCUUAACCAAAUGCUGUCGAUUUGAAACCAUAUGGUGAGCAUAUGAGGUAAUCUAGUAAGCACAGUCCUUAAACAAAUCCAAAUGUCCAGAUAUCAAAAGUUCUAGCAACAAAGAAGAGCGAGAGGUUCUAUUAAUGUAGUCCUAUACAUGAGUGUGUGUGUGUGUGUAUGUAAUAAUUAUGCAUGAGAAUGUGUGUCUUCGUGAGAAUUUUAUGUAUGUGUAUGAGAAUAUGAAUGUGUGUGUGUAUAUGUGUGUGUGUGUGUGUGUGUGUGUGUGUGUGUAUAUAUAUAUAUAUAUAUAAGAGAGAGAGAGAUCGAUAUACAUAUUUUUUAGAUUAGGGUAAAGGCACACUUUACAAAUUCUACACCUACAGGUGCAUGAAAGAGUUACUUUAAGAACCAAGUCCACAUGCUUUGAAGUGAUCAUGGUGCUUAGAGUCUCUGUAUGUACCAAUGUUUUUAAUUUGAAAUGCUCUACAUAAAGAGUUAAAGCCCUUUGUUGCCAGAUGUAUAAUUCCUCUCUGCACAGGUUAAUGACACUUCCAAAGGUGAAUUAGAGUUCUGGGCUGGCUAAUGCUAAUUAGAUGUAUACUUGUUGUGGCAAAACCGACCUCGCCACUGGGCAUUGGAGAAGACUGAUUGCCCGCCUCCUGCAAUGUGACUAUGGCCCCUGGGAUGUAUUGCUGUUUAAAGACAUGAUUUGGGCAUAAGGGAUUUGUGUUGUGCUGCUGUUGGCCCUUUAAGAACCACCUGGGGACAUACUGUGGAGUUACUAGGUGGCCACCAUUUCCUGUAUCAGAGGCACAUGGUGAGAACAGUGGAUGAAGCACAUGAUGAGAACAAUGGAUGGCGGCCAUUUUAACUCACAGACACUGUUUGGACUUUUCAACACGGUGCCGUCUCGCCAGUAUUUGGUGCACAGAGACAUUGUGCAGUGGUUUUGGACUAUACAGCAGGGGACACAUUAUACAGUGAUUAUUUUUCAUUUAGCUUGUAUAUGUUCUGCAGAAUCUGCAUUAAACUGUAUCUUCCAAAGUACUGAAUGGAUCUGGGUGAAUUUUGGAUAUGUGGUUUAUGGGGUUAUUGCAUGUUUUGGGGUCUCUGUGAUGUGUUUUAUGAAACUGUCUCUGUCUGUGAUAAUUAGAUUACCCAUUGUGUAAGGUAAUUGUAUCACAGGCAGAGGGGAGGAUUUUGUGUGGGAGUGUCUUUCUGUAAUGUACGUGUGUUAUUGGUUGUUCUGUAAAACCCUGUGGGCAGUACUAAGUUUGUGGAUUGGGAAUAAAAGAGGCUGUAUGUGCCAGUCCAGUCAGUUCCUGCUUAACCCUCAAAGUGAAGUGUCGUCUCAUUAUUGGGGGAGGAUUUAUUGUAUGCUGUUCCAGUUUGACUGCUAGGAGUGUAAACCUAUUUGCAUGUUUUUUUCCUAUUUAGCUGUAUACAACAUUCAUAUGCUUGAGAGCAUUCAUAUGCUCCUACGGUUCGGUGGUUUUGGUGUCUGCUGCAGUGCUUGGAGUCCUCAGGAAGUGCUAGGAGCAUCCUUCAACGGAGGUACCCAGUCAGGGUGCCAGGUGAUCCAUUACACUUGUCAACUGUUUUUGGCAUGCAAAGCAUGAUGGUAACAGAUAACCAAUAUUGGCAAUAGUCCUCCACUCAAUUAUCCAGUAAAGGGGUAUGACAGAGGUUAAGGGCAAGGAGAACUUGUCAUUGUUGUGGGAUAGAAAGGUGAGUUUGUUCUUUUUUUAUAUUUUAACAGGUGGGGCUGAAUCAUGUCAGCAAGGGUUAUUCCAUCCAAUACAUUAAAACACUGUUUUUGGUUAGAGAAACCCUUUAAAAGUAAAUCUAACAAUCAAUAAAAACAUACAUGCAUCUAUUUAAUCUCAUUGAGAAGCUUCUGGUUUUGAGCCACAAGUUCACGCGCAUGGCUUUCCAAAUCAUUGAUUUAGCAUAAAGCUGUAGCACUCCUCUCUCAUUUAGACGGAUAAGUAUCGUUGUAUAGCUGUGUGUAACUGUGCAGUGCUCUCCGAUGGUGGCUGUUUAGUAACCUGGGGUAACUCCUACCCAGGGAGAAGGAUAUUGGCCAUAGAAGUAAGAACAGGAUAUGUAUACCGGACCUAAGAGUGGCUGGAUUUAACGUAUGCCUAAAAAGGUGAGAAAUUUUAGAAAUAAAGGAUUCCUAGGUCAAGGAAUACAGAGGCACACAAGAACGAGAAAACAAGCCAAGGUCAAAGGGAUACAGAGAGACAGACUAGUCAAAAUAUGAAACCGGGUCAGCAACCGGAAAAACAUAAUAUUAAAAAAACGCACUCUCAGACUAACAAGAACCAUGACAGGGCAAUGAUUCCCAGCUAGGGGGGAACUUAUACAUGGCUAGAAAGAAUACUAUUGGACACCAUCACCCUGCACCAGGACACACAAAGGUGUGCAGGGCAGACAAAGACAAAUAUGUCAACAAAUGACAUCACUAAAAGGUGAGUAUAAAGUGUAACACCCACAGGGUCCUGUAUUUUUGAAGGAUGCCUGUAGGUGGUGUGAGGUUGCAAUGGAAAUCAGGCAACCUCGCAGAUAGUCUAGAGCUGUCUGCACUUCCAUGGAGAGAAUGCCACGUGACCUUUGUGCUGUCGAUACUAAGAUAUGUAACAGGGUUGAUAUUCCAGGAGGGAUAAGCCAAAUGGCAAAUGAUUUAGGUAAACAGAAAGAAGAUGGGCUUUAGCUUUGUAUAAGGGGGUUGAGACGGGGGGAGGGGGAAGCUCAGAACAGAAAAGGUAUGUAAUGUUGAUGAUUCACAAAAAGUACAAGUGUCUCAUGGUAUUAAAUGUAUGCUUUCUAAUGCAAGGAGCCUAAAAAACAAAAUGGGGGAACUUGAGGCAAUAGCAUACACAAAACAAUAUGACAUAAUAGGCAUAACUGAAACAUGGUGGGAUGAGACACAUGAUUGGGCAAUUUAAAAAAAAACUUUAAAUGGGUACACACUAUUUAGGAAGGAUAGGAAAAACAAGAAGGGUGGUGGGGUAUGUUUGUAUGUCAACCCUGAGUUAAAGCCAAAUCUUAAGCAAGUGGAAUGUGAUGAGGAAAAUGGAAGCUUUAUGGGUAAAUAUCUGCUUGGGGCUAAAGAAGGGAAAUCAACUAUUGGUUGGGAUAUGUUAUAAACCACAUAAUGUUAAUAUUGAUGAGGAACAACAGCUGUCUGAGCAAAUUGAGAAAGCUGCAAAUCUUGGUAACACUUUAAUUAUUGGAGAUUUUAAUUAUUCAGAUAUAAAUUGGGACAGAGCGACUAGUAGCGCAGCAAAGGGAAUUAGGUUUUUUAACUUGUUAAAUGACACCUUCAUGUCACAACUUGUACAAGCACCAACUAGAAAGGACGUUUGUCUGGACCUGGUUCUAACAAACAAUAUUGAUCUUUUGACUAACAUUCAAGUAGGUGAGCACUUGGGAAAUAGUGAUCACGAUAUAGUGUCCUUUGAAAUAAACAAAAAAAAAUCCAAAAGCACAUGGGGUAUACUAAAACAUAUAAUUUAAAAAAAUCUAAUUUCUAUAAAUUAAGGGCAGUCUUACAAUAUAUUGACUGCCAUAAACUCUUUAGUAAAAAGAACACUGAGGAUAAAUGGAACAUCUUCCAACAAAUAUUAGAAAGGUAAAUUUCUCAGUAUGUACCAUUAGGUAAUAUAAAAGAAACAAAUUGAAACCAAUGUGGCUUAGUAGAGAAGUAAAACGAGAUUAAAAAUAAGAAAAGGGCAUUUAAAGUAUUUAAAUCGGCCAAAUCAGUUGCUUCCUAUAAAAGAUAUAAGGAAGCCAAUAAUGCAUGCAAAAAGGCUAUUAGAUUCGCUAAACCUCAAAAUGAAAAAAGGGAUAGCCAAAGAGAGCAAAACCAACCCCAAAGCAUUUUUUAAGUACGUAAAUUCUAAAAAAACAACAAAAGAUAAAAGUGUAGGUACACUAAAAACUGGAAUGGGGGUGUGAUUAGGAAAAGGCAGAAAUUUUAAAUAACUAUUUCUCAUCCGUAUAUAUUAAGGAAGAACCCAUGGCAAUAGAUGUGCAAAUGAAUGAUGCUAAAAACUUGCAGAAAAAUUGUAAUUGGUUAACUCAAGACAAGGUGCUGCAGCAAUUAAAGAAAAUUAAUAUAAACAAAGCUCCAGUGCCUGAUAUUAUUCAUCCACGAGUACUUAACCACUUGGUGACCAGGCUGUUUUUCAAUUUUCUUACCGUUAAGGACCAGGGCUCUUUUUACAUUUCUGCGGUGUUUGUGUUUAGCUGUAAUUUUUCUCUUACUCAUUUACUGUACCCACACAUAUUAUAUACUGUUUUUCUUGCCAUUAAAUGGUCUUUCUAAACAUACCAUUAUUUUCAUCAUAAAUUUACUAUAAAAAAAAUAAAAUAUAAUGAAAAAAUUUAAAAUAACACACUUUUUUGAACUUUGACCCCCAAAAUCUGUUGCGCAUGUACAAAUGCCAAAAAACACCCAUGCUAAAUAGUUUCAAAAUUUUGUCCUGAGUUUAGAAAUGCCUUAUGUUAACAUGUUCUUAGCUUUUUUGGAAAGUUAUAGAGCUAUAAGUACAAGUAGCACUUUGCUAUUUCCAAACCAAUCUUUUUCAAAAUUAACGUUGCAUUGUAACACUGAUAUCUGUCAGGAAUCCCUGAAUAACCCUUCACAUGUAUAUAUUUUUUAAAUGAAGACAACCUAAGGUAUUAAACUUGGGGUAUUUUGAAUCUUUUUAUGCAACCAUUUUACCACCAGUCGAUGCCAAAUAAAAAAUAAAAAAAAAUAAUUGGUAAUUUUUUUGAUACACAUAGCAAUUUAAGAAUACAUGGACUGAGAACAUUAAGGGUUACUGCCAAAGAACACCCAAAUAUGUGUUCAGCAACAUCUCCGGAGUACAGCAAUACCAUCCAGGUAUAGGUGUGUCGAGUUCUCUGGGGGAUAAAAGACCUUAUUUGGAGGGUGCGCAUUCCAGUUUUCCAACUUGGAAUUUUCACAGUUAGUCCUCAUGCACCCAUGUCCCAUUUGGGACAUUUUUGAAGCUGGCCAAUGUAAUUUACGCCCAUCAUACCACAUAUUUUUGAAAAGUAGACACCCUAGGCUAUUUCAAAUGGUGGUAUUUUAACACUUUCCGUGCCCUAAUUCUACCACCAGUCUCUGCCAAACGUUUCAGUAGUAAUUUUUUUGUUAUUUUUCACACACAUUCUAAUUUAGGCAUGGAUUCUCAGUUCCUGUUAGGUGUAACUGCCAAAGAACACUCCAAUAUGUGUUCAGCAACAUCUCAUGAGUACAGCGAUACCACCCAUGUAUAGGUGUGUCGGGUUCUCUGGGGGCUAAAUGCGUUAUUUGGAGGGUGUGCAUUCCAGUUUUCCAACUUCGAAUUUUCACAGCUGGUCAUCAUGCACCCAUGUCCCAUAUGGGACAUUUUUGAAGCCAGCCAAUGUCAUUUACCCGCAUCAAACCAUAUGUUUUUGAAAAGUAGACACCCUAAAGAGAGAAGCAGAGUCAAUUAUGACAGCCAAUGUUUGUGUUCAAUGGCUGUGACAUUGUAUCUGUGAUUGCGGUGAUUGGCUGUCACCAUGAUGACGUGACUAGAACCAAGGUGAUUUUGUUUUCCAAGCAAAUCUCCUGAAUGGAUCAGUUGUAGUAAGUAUGCCUGCAGUAACAUUGGGGGGCAAGGAUGUCAGGAUGUGCCAUUACACUCUAAUGCCAUUAAAGACCAAGAUCAGUAUUAAAGUUCAAUUAAUAGAGCAGGAGAUAACUAAACAAACACACUGUGCUCUAAGAUAUGAUGGAAAAUUAUUUUUUUCUGUGUGAGUCACUGCCAGGAAAAGCAUGACUAGGGCUGUAUAAACAGAGUAAUAUAGUAUAGUAAAAUAGUGAAUGAGUGAGUGCACUGGGUCUUGUAUGUUGUAUGAAUUGGCCCCAGCAGAACUCCUAUAAUGUAUGCAUGUUCAGGUGAGUGUAGCCAUCCCUCUUGGUUUCAUACAUAGUUAUAUUUGGGAGUCCAAGCCAAUUCCUUUGGAUUUGCAUCCCUUCCUGUCAAGGUGCCUCAUUUCAGGACCCUAUUUAACCUUGCACUGCAGAGAGUUGCAGAAGAAAGGAUGUCCCAAAUGUGUAGGCAUUAGGUUUCUAGCAUAGGACCUGCCAAUAAUGGGAUAUAUUGGCAUUGUGGAAGGCUUGUGCAAAGUAUGAUCAUAUACUGGAACUAAACCCACUUUGAAAUUGCUGUUUAGUGAUGAGUGAGUGCGCUGGAUCUUGUAUGUUGUUCUAAGUAGAAGAUACUUAAGGAGUGAGACAGCAGGGGCAUGAUCUAUUCACCAAAACUGCUUCAUUACAGGAAAGUUGUACUGGUGCUUACAGUAUUCUUUUAACACAAGAGGUAGGCAACAUAGCUAGAGAUGUGCUUGCUGAUGAUGAUUUAACAAUAUUUGAAACUGUGGAAAUAGCCGUUUUGUAAAAACAAAGUAGCACUUUGUCAUCACUAUCUCUUUACGAUAUAACAUUACAUUUUUGUUUCACAGUUAGAAAAUGAUUAUAUUUUCUUUUUAUACAUACAGGAUAUCUCACGAUUGCUCAUCUGAAAAUGGACUACAAAUAAACCAAAAGGAGCAGUGAUUUCUUGAACGUCCAUUGGAUAAACAAAUGUAAAAGAGGAAAGGAAAGCAUUUGGCUAAAGAGUUGCUCAGAACCAGCCUACAUAUUAUUUUCCUGCAUUGAAUGAGUCAAGCAUUUAAAUAGUUGGCAAUUGAAAAAAUGGAUUAACAGUAUGGAAAAAUACAUUUAACAGUUUCUCAUUUAUGAAAUAAUGCAAGAAAUGACUCAUAAAUGACUACACAGACAAAUGUGAAAAUUGCAACUAUUUAACCAAAAAAGUAUGGAUACAGUUCAAAACAACCCAGUGUGUUGCUAUUGGGACAAACCUAUUUAUCACAACGUGAUUUCUCUUUCUCCAUAAUUAUAUGUAGUAUGCAUUGAAAAUGCUAAAGAAAAACACUUCAAACUGCACUUUUCUAAUUUGGGGCACAUAGUCAUACAUUAGUAAAUGGGAAUUGGGUUUGAUAAUCAUAUACAUAGAAUAUAUUCCUCAGAUCAUUCUAAUAAAUAAACAAAUCAUAAAGAAAUGUGUAAUUUAGAAAUACCUUCAUAUACAAUACUAAUUUUAUUCUGACAUUCAUCAUAUCAUAUCAAUAAGAAAAUUCAUAAAUUGUUGUUUAAUAUGAAAAAGCAUUUAUUUGUUUAGAAAUGUUAGCUGACUAACAGACUAACCGACUAAUGGAUCAUGGCUCUAAAGUUAAUAAGAUCCACUCUUUUUGUAACCGCUUCCAUAUUCUCUCUAUUACUUAUUGAUCCAUCUCUCUGCAAUUAUUCUGACUUGUUGGUACUGACAGAAACUGUGGCACAUCAUCACACAGUACAUGAUUUCACUCCUAACUUCAGGCAGAAAAACAAUCUUUUUCAUCCAAGUUUAUAUUUCGAUAAGGCAGACGUGCAAGGGCUAAGACAGAAAUCACAUACCAGCCAUUCACAUUUAUUUAGGACAAUUAGAAAUGCAGUCAAUAAAAUGCUAUCAAAUCCGUCUUUCUACCUGCCUCCACAAAAGCAUGCCGAUUUUACAUCCAAAUGGAAUGAGAUUUAUGGAAAUAAUUUACCUCCACUCUCACUGUAUUGUCUUCUAUCUCCAGAUGAUAAAAGCGCACUUUCUUUUGCAGUCGAGUAUAUGGAUAGAAUGGUGAAUUAUAAGGACUGGUUAGUUGUCAGUGCUCCGGGGGAUGAAGUACCACUUGGACAUUCAUUAACAGGCUUUUCUACGGCAUUCGAUUUUUUAUACUUGUUACUAGACAAUAAUAGAAGACAAACUUAUUUAAAGAAAAUUUACAGUGUCACCGAAGAGAUGUAUGAAUAUUCUAAAGUUCGUUCAUGGGGGAAACAAUUUCUCCAUAACCACCAAGCCACCAACAUGUUAGCCCUGCUCACUGGGGCUCUUGUUAUAAAUUCUUAUAAUGAAUUUCAAUCAAAUAUUUGGAAACAAUUAGUUAUUGAUGUGAUGGAAAAGACAAUGUUUCUCCUGAAUCAUGUUGUAGAUGGAUCUUUAGAUGAAGGUGUCGCAUAUGGAAGCUACACCUCUAAAUCAAUUACACAAUAUGCUUUCUUAGCAAAGCGUCACUUUGGUAUUAAUCAUUUUGACAACAAUUGGCUGAAAAUGCACUACUGGUUUUAUUAUUCUACUCUUUUGCCUGGAUUUCAGAGAAGUGUUGGGAUAGCAGAUUCUAACUACAACUGGUUUUAUGGUCCAGAAAGUCAGUUAGUAUUUUUAGAUUCGUUUAUUCUCCAGAAUGGAGCUGGAAAUUGGUUAGCAUCUCAAAUCAGAAAACACAGGCCAAAAGAUGGACCAAUGGUACAGUCUGCAUCACAACGGUGGAGCACACUUCACACAGAAUAUUUAUGGUAUAAUCCAGAGCUUAUAUCUCAUCCACCCUCUGGUCAUGGUGUACCAAAAUUGCAUGUUUUUCCUAAUUGGGGAGUUGUAACUUAUGGAGGUGGUUUACCAAACACACAGACCAACACAUUCUUUUCCUUUAAAUCUGGAAAGCUUGGAGGACGUGCAGUUUAUGAUAUUGUUCAUUUUCAGCCAUACUCAUGGAUUGAUGGCUGGAGAAGUUUCAAUCCAGGACAUGAACAUCCAGAUCAAAAUUCAUUCACCUUUGCUCCUAAUGGUCAGGUAUUUGUUUCAGAAGCACUGUAUGGACCAAAAUUUAGUCAUUUGAAUAAUGUACUCGUGUUUGCUCCUUCCCCUACUAGCCAGUGCAAUAAACCUUGGGAAGGCCAACUUGGAGAAUGUUCACACUGGCUAAAAUGGACAACAAAUGGUUCUGGCGAGGCAGCUGGGGAGAUAAUAACAGCAAGUCAGCAAGGAGAAAUGGUGUUUGUAAGCGGUGAGGCUGUUUCUGCCUACUCAUCUUCCAUGAAGCUAAAAAGUGUUUAUCGUGGGUUGUUACUACUUAAUCAUCAAACUCUUUUAGUAGUUGAUCAUAUAGAAAAGGACAUAGAUUCUCCAGUCUCUUUAGUUAGUGCCUUUUUCCACAAUCUUGAUAUUGAUUUCAAAUAUGUUCCUUUCAGGUUUUUAAACAAAUUUAGUGGUGCCAUGAUGGACAUAUGGGAUGCUCAUUACAAAAUGUUUUGGUUAGACCAAAAUGGUAAUAGCCCAGCUCCCAAAAUACAAGAAGCAGAGCAAGCUGCUGAGUUUAAAAAGCGCUGGACCCAAUAUGUAAAUAUUACCUUUCAAUUAAACCAAAGAAUAUCUAGAAUUGCAUAUUUGUUUCAUGGUCCAUAUGUUAAUGUGUCACAUUUGAAAUUCUUAGAUGAUAGCAAACUUGGAGUUAAACUUUCUGUAAAUAUUAACAAUUCUGACAAUAUUGUUACAUUGGUGACCGAGUAUAACAAUUUAGAUACUCGCUUUAAGUUUCUUGGAUUUGGUGGAUACGCAAAAGUAGAAGAACAGGACAAAAUAGUACGAUUUGGUUUAGGAGUUGAGCAUGUUGAAAAAAAUAAGGUUACCACUAUGAAUGUAUUUAACUUUGGAUUUAAACUCUAUGUGAUCAUAGGCUUAAUUUUAAGUAUAAGUUUAGGAAUUUUAGCAUUUCACUUGAGGUUCUAUAUUUCUUUUGGAAAGUUGAUGCGCUGGGUUUUAGUUUUUAUCAUAACUCUGUGGUUUUUUGAGUUAUUGGAUGUGUGGAGUUCAUGUACUCAACCAAUUUGUGGGAAGUGGAACCAUGAAUUACCCAACACACAGAAUAAGAACGAUGAAAGAGAUGCUAUAGAGCCACCAAUAGUAGUAAUUACCUCUCUGCCUGGUUCAGGAGCUGAAAUCUUAAAACAGCUGUUUUUCAACAGUACCGAUUUUCUAUAUAUUAAGGUCCCUACUACUUACAUUGACAUUCCCGAGGGAGAGUUUAAAAUUGAUUCCUUUUUCGAUGCAUGUGAAUGGAGUAGUUCUGAUGUAGAUGAUGGACAUUUUCAACUAAUUCAAGGCUGGCUUCGGUCACUUCUACAAAAUACAAAACUGCACCUGCAGAAUAUUGAUUUAAAUGAACCAAACAAACCAAAACUUUUUCAUCGUGUUACCAUUGGCAAAGAUAUUAAUAGAAGAAUUAAAAGACGAGAUACAAUUUUAGAGCAAAAAAACAGAUUUAAAGUAAAGUAUGACAGAGAUGCUGAUAAUGUCAGACAACUUCGCAAGCACUUGGUAACAUUUCCAAAUGUGCAACCAGUACUAGGUUUAAGCAGUGGAAGCUGGACAUUAAAACUUCCAUUUUUACAGAAAAUUGUUGGACCUUCCUUCAGGGCAUUGUAUGUUGUUCGAGAUCCUCGUUCCUGGGUUUAUUCAUUGUUGUAUAAAAGUAAGCCAAAUUUAUUUUCGCAGUGGAAUGUUAAAAAGCAUUUAUCUGUAAUCUUCAAAGAAGAUACAAAACAGAAAUGUGUCUCUCAUAUAGGGUAUGCCUCUGAAUUUGAGUCUUUAAAAGAGGAACUUUCAAAUUCAAAAUCCAAUGAUAUAUCCAAACUGUCCCAUUUAUGGUUGUCCAACACAGCAGCAUCAAUCAGAAUAAAUAAAAAUUCAUCAACUAAAAAUUAUCAGUUGAUUAAAUUUGAAGACAUUGUAAACUUUCCAGAAAAAGCUGCAGAAGGAAUUUAUAAUUUUUUUGGCAUACCUCUUUCUCCCGCAAGUUUAAAUCAAAUAAUGUUUGCAAGUUCCACUAAUUUAUUUUAUCUUCCACAUGAAGGAGAGAUUUCAUCAUCAAGCAUAAAUACAUGGAAAUUAAAUAUGCCUAUAGAAGAAAUAAAACUAAUAGAGGACAUUUGUUUGACAUUAAUGGAUGAACUUGGAUAUUCAAAGUUUACAGAGUGAGGCAUUGUUGCAAAUACUGUUAAAGGGAAAUUCCACGGUCAUUUUGUCACCUUUUUAAGCAUUAAUGUAUAUAUUUUAACACUAUGUUAAUUUAUGUUUUACCAUAUGGAAAUGAGUGAUAAAUGGGUUGAUAUAAUCUCACCUGCUUCUUUGUUGAAGAUGAUGUCAUCAAAAAGGUUCACCGCUCAGAUAUUUGCUGCAUGAAAUUGUCCUUCUUAGUGAAGCAUAAUGUUUUAAUACAUUUUUGUAAAGGGACACUAUAGUCACCAGAACAACUGUAGCUUAUUGUAUUUGUUCUGGUGAGUUCAGUCAGUUCCUUCAGGCUUUUUGCAGUAGGCAGUGUGUUUUCAGAGAAAAGGCAGUGUUUACAUUACAGCCUAUGGACAACUCCAGUGGUCACUUCUCAGAUGGUUACUAGAGGUGCUUCCUGGGCCCCUCAGCAUGGAGACACUGCACUUUCCUCAUAGAGAUGCAUUGAGGAGAUGCUGAUUGGCAAGGGUGGUGUUUGGCUCCUUCCCCCAAACACUCUAUGGGAAAGCAUUGUGAUUGGCUGAGAUCAUCACAUCUGAUAAUAUCAGCCACUGAGACAGCACCAGCAGAUUGUAAGAUUUGACUAUAUUUACGGGGCAACGAGGGUCAGGAGGGCUAGAUAGUGUUUUUAACACUAUUGGGUCAGGAAUACAUGUUUGUGUUCCAGACCCUAUAGUGUUCCUUUAAUACAUUGCACGUACUCAUAUAUAUAUAUAUAUAUAUAUAUAUAUAUAUAUGUCAGCCAGUCUAUGAUCUCUCAUUAAUUAUUGUGGGAGGGACAUUAUACAUGUGAGAGGGACACUUAAUUGAGCUGGUGGAGUGGAGGGAAAAAUGAACACUUACUUGCAAAUUUGCUUUGUAAUAUUCUUUUCAAUGAUUAUCGAAAAAUAUUCAUUGUGUGUUCUUCUAAGUCACUUUAAAUUAAGGUAUAUACAUAAAUUCGUAAUGUCAGUAAGGAAUUUAUUAGCAGAGAUCCUAAAGGCUGCUGGCCAGCAAUUGUUUGCACUAAAGAAUUUAGUAUCUGUUAUGGAUCAUAAUCAGAAUAUAGAACUAGAAUGUUUAUUCUUUUACAUGGUAUGUAAAGUUAUUUUUAAGAGAGAAUAUUUUAAACCUAGGCUUUUUUAAAUAAUGUUAAAUAAUUGUACCUUAUUACGUAAUUGUCAAUUCAGUUAAAAACGUUCUUCGAAAACAUUAUAUAGUGUAUGUGAAGUGUGUCUUAUGUUCUCAUGUACAAAUUUUAACAGAUGCAGUUAUUUUUUUCUGUCUUUUUCUGUUGCUGUAAAUUAUAUUUGUAUGUGUUCUUCUGUGUAUCACAAACCAGGGAUCUCAAAUUGCAAAUACCACUUUAAAGUGCAGUUUUCUUAGAAUUGUCCACUACAAGACAUCUUCAUUAUUGUCUGAGUACUUGAAUGUGUAAUGUGAGGGAAAUUAUGCUGUGUUAAAAAAUUAUUAGAGCAAGCUUUUUGAGACCCUAACGAUAGGUAGGGGGCUUUGUCACUCAUUGUAAGUAGAUGUAUAAAUUGGCACAUUUUUAAAGGGAAUUAUUCUGCAUUAAAUCUUCGAUCUAUACAGUCAAUCAUCUGAAAUAUAUAAAAUCACAUUUCCAAUAAUUAUACCGUGAUAUGAACAAAGAGUACUAUUCCAUUCAGGCACAUUUUACUGAUUCUGUUUAUAAAGUAGUGUAGAACAUAAUUUAUUGGAGAGGAAACUGUUUGUUUAUAAAGCGUUACCCAACUUUUUUCGCAUAAAGCGUGAUUUUUUUUUUUUGUUUGUUAUAGUCUCAAGAAAUAAAUGUACCACAGACAUGCUUUUCAAGACAAUCAAAAUAACCGCUACCAGAAAACAGUUUUGCCUUUGUUAACUAAAUAGUGAAUUGUAACGAAAGAACUGAAUUGCAAAUUUAGUCUAAAAUAUCCAAGCUGUAUAGCAGAAUUGGAGAAAUUUUCUAAACAUGCACUUUUUUGCCUAAAUUUUGCAAAUCUACUUUUAAUUCACUAAAUUUUUUUAUUGUUUAUUGAAUAAAGCUCUGCAUUUAUAAUUUAAUUUGUAUACAGGAUCUAAUAAAGUUAAAAUUACAUAUCAGGGCACAAUAUGCAUAUUUUUGAAUGGUGUACAUUAGAUUUGUAAGAGUUUUAAAAUUAUAUUAUGUUGUGUAUCAUAUUUAUUUAGGAACAACUUGAUCAAUAAAAAACAAAAAUAAAGUACAAUUUAUGAGUUUCACCUAUCAUUUCCAAUAUUCU